GUUGUCAGUUAGGAGUUGGUGUUGCUGUGCUGGGAGAAGGGGCGGAGCUUCCCGCAGCAGGUGUGUGUGAGAGGUCACGGGAAGCAGCAGCCGCUCCCCGGAUCCCAGGACCGACCUCCCCCCGGUACCGAGCCCGCUCACCGAGCCGCGACCUCCGCCUUCCUCCCCUCACUGCUCGCAGACAUGUCCGCGGGAGGAGACUUCGGGAACCCGCUGAGGAAAUUCAAACUGGUCUUCCUGGGCGAGCAGAGCGGUGAGAGAGAAAUAAAAUAAUAAUAAUAAUAAUAUACACAGUGAUUAUAAUAUAUAAUAAAUAAUAAUAAUAUAAUAUACACAGUGAUUAUAAUAAUAUAUAAUAUAAUAAUAUAAUAUACACAGUGAUUAUAAUAAUAUAUAAUAUAAUAAUAUAAUAUAAUAUACACAGUGAUUAUAAUAAUAUAUUAUAUAUAGUGUGUGUACUGAGACAUUCAAACUGGUCUUCCUGGGCGAGCAGAGCAGUGAGAGAGAAAUAAAAUAAUAAUAAUAAUAAUAUACACAGUGAUUAUAAUAAUAUAAUCUACACAGUGAUUAUAAUAAUAUUAUAUAUAGUGUGUGUACUGAGACAUUCAAACUGGCCUUCCUGGGCGAGCAGAGCGGUGAGAGAUAUAUAAUAUAAUAAGUAAUAUAAUAAUACUACUACUAAUAAUUAUAUAUAUAUAUAGGGUGUGUACUGAGACAUUCAGACUGGUCUUUCUGGGCUAUCAGGGGAUGCAACUUUUCUGGGGGGUUUGUGUGUUUUUUAAGUUUUAUUUUAUUUAUUUUUUAAAUAAAAAUGUGUGUUUUCGUGUCUGGAGAUAAUUAAGUUAAUACUGUACUUGACUCAAUUAUCUCCCAGGCAGAGGGGAUGGAUUAUAUGAUUAUGUAUGGGAGUGUCAUGUACUUGAACAACUUUGUCAUUGGUCUGUAACUUUGUACUAUAGUCUUCCAUCAGGUCCAGUUGGGAGUACCCCUUGCAUGGGGACUUGCAUAUAAGGCUAGUUGUGGCUACCAUUAAACAAGUUCCUGCUUACCCUCAACAUAGUCUCAUCUCCAUGCUUGGGGGAAACGGCUGUAUCUACCCUGGGGAUUGCUAUAUCACUAUACUCCUCUGGGUUAUAAUCACUUGCUCUUGAAAGAGCAGCCUGCUAUGCUCUCUGGAGUAGGGGAGGUCUGCCCACUGGAAGCUGAAUCCUGGUCUUGGGUGCAGGGUGGGUGGAGGACAGCGAGACCCCAGCCAAGCUGUAACGCUGGAAGUGGGUACUUCGGUGCUGAUGGUGUCUGGUGUAAUGCUUGGAAGUACUUGGAGGUACUAGGAAGCAGUGAUUGGCCAGGCGGUCCAUCACAAUAUGCAUACACUUUCUAUAGUAUAGACUGAGCUGAGUGAGACGCAUACUGUGAUUUAUAGCAUGUACAGUGGUGGGAGAGUCAAACAGUGUUAUCCCCUAAAAUGUUAAUCGUUUGGAAAUGAAAGCUAACUUACAAUUCUUGGUGAUAAAAGCUAAAUUGGAAGCAUGUUUUCAGUCAUCUUAAUUUUUAGUUUGGCUAUUUCAGUCAAUAAUGUUUACAUUCCAAGCACUCCUGUUUAGUAUAACCCAGAUUGAUAAACAUACACUGUACAUUGGGUAAUAUAAAGUGUGGAGAGACACAGAUGUAGAUACAAUUGUUCUUUAAACGGGAUAGUGACAAGAGACAUUUACUAUGCUGUGUAGAGUGGUGAGAAACUGCCUUUACUGAGAGAGAUAGUGUCUGAUCCAUACUAACAUACAAAGCCAAUGGAAAUCGGAUCGAUGUGAUAUAUCUAUAAUAAUAAAGACAUAUAUGAAACUUUUAUAUAUCUCGAUCAUAUAUACCUGUUGAACAACACUGGGGAAUUUGUUGGUGCUUUAUAAAUAAUAAUACUGUGAUUUUUUUAAAACUGUGAAAAAGAAGCCUUAUAUAUAUUUUAGGUAAAUCAACACUUCUUUGGUACCCUGCUUAUCCAUGCAAAGCUAUAUUUAUUUUGAAGAUAUUGUGUUUGUUCCAAUAUCUUUCAGUUUUGUGUAAUAGACCCUAUAUGUAUUUACAGCUUACAGGCAGCUGCUACUGGUGGAAUUUGUACUCUCUGAACAAUUUAAAGGUGUUGGGGAGCAAUGUCUGUUGUAGUAUAUUGUCCUUAUUCGUGUGCAGCCACAAAAAGACACACAGGGACAUUGAACCUUUUUGUUUUUUUGUUUUGUUUUUUGUGCUAUUUAAAGAAAUAGUUUCUAGAAUAGUUGCUCAUAACAUCAGUGUGAAAUGUCAAUAAAUGCAAUGUAAUACUUCCCCCAGCUUGUGACAGCUCUACUACCGCUGUAUAAUCUUUGCUUUGUAACUGAACGGAAUCUAUUUUCUUUUUUUCAUUGCACAAUAUUUACAUGUCAAGAUACUGUGCAGAAUGUCUGUGCACCUAGUUGCAGACAAGCCUUGGUCACUAGGAAGUUAGGUGCAUUUAACUGAUGCUUAUCUUACAGAUUCCUCAAACACUUCACUAAUACUCUCUUAAACCUUUCAAAAGCAUGUGGUAAAUGAGAUCGACCUCUGGUGCUUCACAGGUUAAAGGUAAUUCGUCUUGGCAAAAGCAAAUAAUAUGAUCACUUUGAGAACGGGUAAAGGCUUAGAGAAACUCUGUCGCUUGCCCUAAAGUAAAUCCCCAUUUGGGUCUCCUGUUUUUGCUCACUUGUGCCGUUACAGAGCAAAUCUCCACAAUCAGAUUUAUCCCACAUAUAAAGGCAGUACAGAACAUAAUGCCAACAAAUACUCUGUGCACAAAACAUACAGCAACCCCGGACGAUCGUUUGGCCUCAGUGAUCACAGAGUGUUUUGACUAUUUUGAGACCUGUGCAGGUAUUUCAACUAAGCUUUUGUCCAUUCUCAGUGUUAUCAAAUUCUCUGUUUUUGUUGCAAUAUAUUAACGUGGGCUCUCCCAAGACGUGGACCCUGUGUCUAGAGGAGUGUCAGCUACACCUUGCUGACGAGGCCAAAAGAAGGCCGAUUGUCCUGGGUUGCUGUAUCUCUCAUGCAGAGGGAUCUUGCUGGCAUUUCGCUUCUGGACUGCCUUUAUAGGUGGGAAGGCCUGAUAUGCAAAUGGUAGAUGUUCACUCUGUAAUGGCACAAGUGAGCAAAGACUAACCAAAGGGGCAAGCUACUGAGUUCCUUUAAUCUGUUGUCCAUUCUCAGAGUUCUUAUAUUAUGUUUCUGUUCAAGUUCCCUAUUAACGGGAUGAUAAUGUUUGAACACUGGGAUUUAUUUACUAAACUCCCAAUUGUAGCAAAUGAAAAUCUGAAUGACAAAAUUCCGGCCAAAAUAGGGAGUUGUGACCAUAGCGGAGUUAGGGGAUUUUUUCAAACAUUGCAUCUUUGCAUAUGUUCUGCCAUUUGGCUUUCACUUAUAUACAAUUCAGAGUUAAGAUAAUUACCUCUUGUGUGAUGGUAUCUACCUUAGUGGAAAAAUAAUGAACAAUCUGCUACGAUGAUUUAUCAAUUUUCCUGAGUUACAUUGCAUCCAUAAAUUACCCAAGCAGGCCUGAUGCUAUGGACACUCCCAUAAUGCUGUGCCAACCACAUGGCAGAGCAUAAUAAGCGAUGCGGUAUAUGACAAGUAUAUGAUCGGUUUUGUGUGGACUUAUAUGAGGAUCAUGUCAGUAACCAUUUUCUAAUGUUAACCUCUCCACAAAACAUUUUAACAUGAAGUGCAAUGUUCGGAGUCCGUUAAUCCCUAUUGAUUUGGAGACUGAAUGGUCUGCGUGGGCUUUGUCCAUGUUAUAUGAAGUAUGGCCAGUGCCAGCUUGGUGACAGUGGUUUACUAAGUUGGUGCAAAUGGAAUAGUUUGGCCACUUUGGCUAUUUACCAAACACUUUACAUUCAUUAAGAGAGUCUUUUGAUUUAUUGGCAAUAAACCUGGGGCGAAGGUCUUGGUAGUUUACAGUUCAUGUUAUCUUUUUAAAUAUUUGUCAAGCAAUGUGAAGACUGUGCAAACCGAGGCAUGGACACUCUGUAUGUGAAGGUUUGAUUCGUUGUCUACACUUUUUCACGUUCCUGAUCGCGUUGUUCAAUAUGUGUCACACAUUUAAUCCUAUUUGCGUGUCCCAAAGGAGUGUGUGAUGGGAAGAGACCAAUCAUGCUUACUCAUUUGUGAUCAUUUCAUUUCUUGUGCUGAAGUGAGAAUCCUGUUGCUCCCCAGCCACGAAGGAACAUGGCUCUCAUGAUUUAAUUCCUCCAUGGUGUACCUUAUGUCUGCAGUGGGGUCACAAAACCCAACGCUGAGAUCUCAGACUCUGAACCUGUUCUUAGAUAAUAGAUUUUUAUUUUACUUGAACAAACCUAUUUAUUUUUAUUUCUGUUAUGUAGCUUAAGUAGUGUAAAAAAUGUAACCUUUAAUGAAAUUUGCUGGGGGUAGUGAGUCGGAUAACUUUCUCCAUUGUCCAGGCUUUGAAUUCUAUGCAGCAUUUAUAAUGGAAACACUGCCUGAGCACUUCCUGCACUAAAUCUGCUGUCACUAGUUCACUCAGUGGUACACAAGCAAUAUGGAGGGUGGGCAGGGGUGACUAAAGCAUGCAGUGCUUUUCUGUUUAGACAUUUAUUUGAACUCUGUACCCUGAUCACAUAUGGGAUGCCAGUCACAUUUGGGUGCUGGUUUCGUCACAGAAGGCAGUAAUAAAAAAUACACAGUAUUUCCCCAAAUAUUGUUUUAUAUAUACCAUACCAUGAUUCUAGUUUUAUUUUUCUUUGUAAUUCCAGUUUAAUAUUAUUCAUCCUUCGCUGCUAUCCUUAGAACCUCUGAUGUUUGUGAACAAUUCCCUUAAUUUCCAUUCAGUGCCUAGACUGGCAGAGACUCAUGGGAAGUAUUGCAAACAUCUGGGUACCAGUGAGAGCCACGACUGCCUUUUUGUUGGCUGUGCAUCCUGUGAAAUGUACUUCUCAACCAUCUAUAGCUAUCCUUACCUUUCAGAUCGCUGUGUAUUAUGGGUAAUGUACUUCCCAACCAUCUAUAGCUAUCCUUGCCUUUCAGAUCGCUGUGUAUUAUGGGUAAUGUACUUCCCAACCAUCUAUAGCCGUCCUUGCCUUUCAGAUCGCUGUGUAUUAUGGGUAAUGUACUUCCCAACCAUCUAUAGCCGUCCUUGCCUUUCAGAUGGCUGUGUAUUAUGGGUAAUGUACUUCCCAACCAUCUAUAGCUAUCCUUGCCUUUCAGAUGGCUGUGUAUUAUGGGUAAUGUACUUCCCAACCAUCUAUAGUCGUCCUUGCCUUUCAGAUGGCUGUGUAUUAUGGGUAAUGUACUUCCCAACCAUCUAUAGCUAUCCUUGCCUUUCAGAUGGCUGUGUAUUAUGGGUAAUGUACUUCCCUACCAUCUAUAUCCGUCCUUGCCUUUCAGAUCGCUGUGUAUUAUGGGUAAUGUACUUCCCUACCAUCUAUAUCCGUCCUUGCCUUUCAGAUCGCUGUGUAUUAUGGGUAAUGUACUUCCCAACCAUCUAUAGCUGUCCUUGGCUUUCAGAUGGCUGUGUAUUAUGGGUAAUGUACUUCCCUACCAUCUAUAGCCGUCCUUGCCUUUCAGAUCGCUGUGUAUUAUGGGUAAUGUACUUCCCUACCAUCUAUAGCUAUCCUUGCCUUUCAGAUGGCUGUGUAUUAUGGGUAAUGUACUUCCCAACCAUCUAUAGCUAUUCUUGCCUUUCAGAUUGCUGUGUAUUAUGGGUAAUGUACUUCCCAACCAUCUAUAGCUAUCCUUGCCUUUCAGAUCGCUGUGUAUUAUGGGUAAUGUACUUCCCAACCAUCUAUAGCUGUCCUUGCCUUUCAGAUUGCUGUGUAUUAUGGGUAAUGUACUUCCCAACCAUCUAUAGCUAUCCUUGCCUUUCAGAUGGCUGUGUAUUAUGGGUAAUGUACUUCCCAACCAUCUAUAGCCGUCCUUGCCUUUCAGAUGGCUGUGUAUUAUGGGUAAUGUACUCCCCAACCAUCUAUAGCUGUCCUUGGCUUUCAGAUGGCUGUGUAUUAUGGGUAAUGUACUUCCCAACCAUCUAUAGCCGUCCUUGCCUUUCAGAUGGCUGUGUAUUAUGGGUAAUGUACUUCCCAACCAUCUAUAGCCGUCCUUGCCUUUCAGAUCGCUGUGUAUUAUGGGUAAUGUACUUCCCUACCAUCUAUAGCCGUCCUUGCCUUUCAGAUGGCUGUGGGUAAUGUACUUCCCAACCAUCUAUAGCCGUCCUUGCCUUUCAGAUGGCUGUGUAUUAUGGGUAAUGUACUUCCCCAUCUAUAGCUGUCCUUGCCUUUCAGAUGGCUGUGUAUUAUGGGUAAUGUACUCCCCAACCAUCUAUAGCUGUCCUUGCCUUUCAGAUGGCUGUGUAUUAUGGGUAAUGUACUUCCCAACCAUCUAUAGCCGUCCUUGCCUUUCAGAUGGCUGUGUAUUAUGGGUAAUGCUUCCCUACCAUCUAUAGCCCAGAUAAGCUGUGUAUUAUGGGUAAUGUACUUCCCAACCAUCUAUAGCUAUCCUUGCCUUUCAGAUCGCUGUGUAUUAUGGGUAAUGUACUUCCCAACCAUCUAUAGCUGUCCUUGCCUUUCAGAUCGCUGUGUAUUAUGGGUAAUGUACUUCCCUACCAUCUAUAGCCGUCCUUGCCUUUCAGAUCGCUGUGUAUUAUGGGUAAUGUACUUCCCAACCAUCUAUAGCCGUCCUUGCCUUUCAGAUGGCUGUGUAUUAUGGGUAAUGUACUUCCCUACCAUCUAUAGCCGUCCUUGCCUUUCAGAUCGCUGUGUAUUAUGGGUAAUGUACUUCCCUACCAUCUAUAGCUAUCCUUGCCUUUCAGAUGGCUGUGUAUUAUGGGUAAUGUACUUCCCAACCAUCUAUAGCUAUUCUUGCCUUUCAGAUGGCUGUGUAUUAUGGGUAAUGUACUUCCCAACCAUCUAUAGCUAUCCUUGCCUUUCAGAUCGCUGUGUAUUAUGGGUAAUGUACUUCCCAACCAUCUAUAGCCGUCCUUGCCUUUCAGAUCGCUGUGUAUUAUGGGUAAUGUACUUCCCAACCAUCUAUAGCCGUCCUUGCCUUUCAGAUCGCUGUGUAUUAUGGGUAAUGUACUUCCCUACCAUCUAUAGCCGUCCUUGCCUUUCAGAUGGCUGUGUAUUAUGGGUAAUGUACUUCCCUACCAUCUAUAGCCGUCCUUGCCUUUCAGAUGGCUGUGUAUUAUGGGUAAUGUACUCCCCAACCAUCUAUAGCUGUCCUUGCCUUUCAGAUGGCUGUGUAUUAUGGGUAAUGUACUUCCCUACCAUCUAUAGCUGUCCUUGCCUUUCAGAUGGCUGUGUAUUAUGGGUAAUGUACUUCCCAACCAUCUAUAGCUGUCCUUGCCUUUCAGAUGGCUGUGUAUUAUGGGUAAUGUACUUCCCAACCAUCUAUAGCUAUCCUUGCCUUUCUGAUGGCUGUGUAUUAUGGGUAAUGUACUUCCCAACCAUCUAUAGCUGUCCUUGCCUUUCAGAUGGCUGUGUAUUAUGGGUAAUGUACUUCCCUACCAUCUAUAGCUAUCCUUGCCUUUCAGAUCGCUGUGUAUUAUGGGUAAUGUACUUCCCUACCAUCUAUAGCUAUCCUUGCCUUUCAGAUGGCUGUGUAUUAUGGGUAAUGUACUUCCCAACCAUCUAUAGCCGUCCUUGCCUUUCAGAUGGCUGUGUAUUAUGGGUAAUGUACUUCCCAACCAUCUAUAGCUAUCCUUGCCUUUCAGAUCGCUGUGUAUUAUGGGUAAUGUACUUCCCAACCAUCUAUAGCUGUCCUUGCCUUUCAGAUGGCUGUGUAUUAUGGGUAAUGUACUUCCCAACCAUCUAUAGCUGUCCUUGCCUUUCAGAUGGCUGUGUAUUAUGGGUAAUGUACUUCCCAACCAUCUAUAGCUAUCCUUGCCUUUCUGAUGGCUGUGUAUUAUGGGUAAUGUACUUCCCAACCAUCUAUAGCUGUCCUUGCCUUUCAGAUGGCUGUGUAUUAUGGGUAAUGUACUUCCCUACCAUCUAUAGCUAUCCUUGCCUUUCAGAUCGCUGUGUAUUAUGGGUAAUGUACUCCCCAACCAUCUAUAGCUAUCCUUGCCUUUCAGAUCGCUGUGUAUUAUGGGUAAUGUACUUCCCAACCAUCUAUAGCCGUCCUUGCCUUUCAGAUGGCUGUGUAUUAUGGGUAAUGUACUUCCCAACCAUCUAUAGCUGUCCUUGCCUUUCAGAUCGCUGUGUAUUAUGGGUAAUGUACUUCCCAACCAUCUAUAGCUGUCCUUGCCUUUCAGAUCGCUGUGUAUUAUGGGUAAUGUACUUCCCAACCAUCUAUAGCUAUCCUUGCCUUUCAGAUGGCUGUGUAUUAUGGGUAAUGUACUCCCCAACCAUCUAUAGCUAUCCUUGCCUUCUAGGUUGCUUCAAUAGAAAUGGUCUCUUUGACUGAGAAUCCCUUGGGCUGCAAAGGUUACCCAUCACUGCUGUAGAGGGUAAACCGGCUUCCUCGCCGCUGCCCACAGAUAUUGCAUAGAGAACGACAUGGUUGCGGCCUCCAGCAGGAUGAAUGCUGUGAUGAAUGGCUGUGUCUGACUGUGUAUGCCGGGACUGUGUGUGCCGGCAGGGGAGAGACCUGCAGCGCUGUAUGAACUUAUUCAAGGCGUGUGUCACUUCACACAAAGGCUCAGAUCACUCACAAACCUGCAUUGCUAUUGUGUUAAAGCCACUUGAAAGCUUUCUGAUAUUUCAGGCACGGCGUGUUUGGGGUGUGUGAAUGCAUUCCUCACUUGGUUAGCUAGUCACGCCUUUUCCUUUUACUGCUGCCGAUCACCUUAAAGGACAACGGUCACACACACUUUUUAUUAGGCUCAGCAACCGUAUUGGGUCCGACCUUACUGCUGCUUAACCUAACUUACCUUCUCUGUGUGAAAUGGCAAGUUAGGUGGAGCAGCAGUUGGUCAGUGAUGCAGUUGUCCUUUAACCAGAGGGACGGAUUUAGAGGGGGCUGCUAUCUCUUUAGUACCAGUUCAAAACUCUUGGUAACAAUGAGUUCCUUAGCCGAGAUCAUUUAGCCUUUUUACCUAUGAAAGUAGUAGGAACUAGAAAUCAAUGUGACCCUAAUAGUGAUAAUUUUGCUUAGAUAACUAUAUCUGUUAUGUGUAAGGUAUCGUUCUCCGUACUGGACAUCAGACUGUGUAAGCUUCACAAUCAACAGCAAUAUCUGACAAACUGCGAUUAUUUCAUAUAGUCAUUUAGUCAUCGGAGAAUGUAGUAAUGCUAAUACUAUAUUGCGUAAUGACUGCCGGGGUUACUCAGACUGCGAUGAGAAGCCAAGCAUUUAGUGCAAUACACAUGGUGCCCUCCAUUCUUUCCACUCCUUGCAAGUAUGGGCAAGUAGCUUGCUUCCAAGCACUGUUAAUCCAGGUGUAUGGAUACUGCUCGUGUCUGGUGUCAUCCCGCAGCAGUGAGUCCCAGACUGGGGUCUCCAAUGGAAUUCACAAACUUUGUUUUUGUUUUUCUUCACAUCCCUCUUUUCUAAUUAUAUCAUGUAAUUAACAAAUAUUACUUGAUGAGAGCUGAAAAAUAAGAUUAAAUGUAUAAAUUCACACUGCUCCAUUCCCUCUGCCCUGAAACGGAAGGAUAGAAACAUUGAUGGUUGAUAUAAAAACAUUUGCUUUGAUAAUAUUUUUUGUUUGCUUGUCAUGUUUGUUUUUCCUCUUUUAAGGCAAUGUGUGCCCUGAAUGUGCCAGAUAUGAACUGGAUUAAAUCAUUAAAUCUUUAAUACACAUGAAAUAUUAAUACCAGUUAAAGAUAAAAAAAUUUUAUUUUUUUUGUGAUGUUAUUUAGAGAAGUGACAGUUCCCUGGUAAGGAGCCAUAUUUGAAGCACUGCAUUUUGUUUUUGUUUUUUGGAAAUCAUUUUUUUUUUUUUUUUUUGAGCCUACCCACACUAAAUUGCUUUACAGGGUAAGCCUGAGGCUUUUCUGUAGCAUGAAUUGGUAACAUUUAGUAGUGUUUAGUAUUUGGCUGUGUGUAAGGGGAGAAGCGACUAUUCCAGAAUCUGCUUUGAGAGAGAAUGCUGUCAUUGUUGGUCUUUGCUGAAUAAUACCUCUUGCAGUACAAUGCUUCCUUGCAUUGGUCUGGUGUUUGUAUUUCCUAGCCUGUUUGGCAUUCAGGAUUCCUUGAGAUGAAAAACUGCAAAUACGUUUUCUAAUGUCGAGGACUCUUGAUCACCUGCCAUAUUUAAUGGACGCUUUGAAGCUCGAUACCGUGGAGUUGCUGCCAGCUGACCGCUUAUUAAGAUGUAGCAGGCAGAUAGAGGCCUUGAGUGGUCCACAUAGUUUGGCUCUGAGGAUUAUUGAAAUUCCAGGUUAUUAGCCCCAAGCUCACAUUACAUCUCUUUGAAUACAGCUGUUAUUCUAGUGCUAUACUGCCAGUAAUGUUCACAGCUCUGGCAUGUGUUCUUCCAAGAUCCUUGCAGAGCCCACUGUAGCCAGCCUUUUAAUCAUAUAGCGGCUGCGUGUUGUAGUAGUGGUUGCUGUGUGACAGCAUAACAUCCUUUGCUGGCAUUAAAAUGCUGAGAAAUCUGGCUUGUCCUGCAUCUCAUGUCAGUUUACCUGGUUUUGAAUAAUGUUAGCUGGAUACUGAAGAUGAAGGUAGUACAUAUAAAGCUAUAUUAUGGGUAGGAUAAUGCAAUCAUGCCUGGCUCACUCUGCUUGUGUGUUUUUGUGUGCACUGUCUGCGUGUGUUUUUGUGUGCACUGUCUGCGUGUGUGUGUUUAGUGAAUUAUGUUCUCCUUCUAAUAGUCUGUUCAUUGAUUCUCUGCACCAUGGUCUAUAGCAGGGGUAGCCAACCUUCGGCACUCUAGAUGGUUUGGACUACAUUCCGCAUAUUGCUCGUACAGCUAUGAAAAUUAAAAACUGGCUCCUAGAUUCCAAGCAAAUUUAUCAAGCCCUGGGUUUGCUUACUGUGCCGCUCCUAUAUCUUUCUUUCAUUUCGUUAGAUGCUGCCAUGAACACAUGGUUCUUGCAUAGGGUUUCCCUAUUGAGAUUACAUUAUAGGUGUGUUUUUUAAUGUUUUAUUGAACGGUGUAGUUUUUCAGAGAAAUUAUCAUUUCCCUUUAAGAACCCACUCCUCCCCCCAAAACCUAGUUUUUGUUUAAAUUAUCCUAAAAAGAAAUGGAUGUUAAAUGGGAUAAACCAAUGAAGGAAGUGGGAGUUAUUGGUAGUGCAGACAAGCCGAGCACUUAUAAGUGGAUCAAUAAAUCUUUAAAGAAUGCAAGGAGCAAAUGUGUCCGGUAGAGAGUUCUGCUUUAUCUUCAGAUUGCUCAGAUAAAUCUGUGCUCAUUGGCCCAGGCAGGAUCAUAAAUUAGCUGAAGUAAUGUGCUGCUUUGGGGGGGUUGGCCUGGUGGGUGGGAGACCGACGUGUGCUCUUUAUUUAUUAUUAAUGGCGGCUCAGCUUUCUAGAGACUGGAACCUGUUUUGGAUGUUAUGGUAUGCAUCAUUACUCGAACAGUUUUUUUUUUUUUUUUUCUCUAGCUUUUUAUAAUUGGACACCUUCACACGUAGCUGCUAUUCACUUUACACAGCUCCUUUUGGAGAUCACUUUGUGUUUAAGGGACGCUCAAAGCAUUGUAACCACUUCAUCUUAAUGUAGUGGUUUAUGAUGCAAGGAUGCUAUGGGUGCCAUGCCUCCAGUUUUUGUCAAAUUUUCUUUUUCUGGUAGUUUUACAAAAAUGUAAGGGGCCUUCCUGGCAUGUAAAGCUGACCCCAAGGAAGCCUCAAUCAGUAUGUUCCAUUGGAGAGGUUCAGGUGACUAAAGCUGGCCUCAUGGGAGCCUCAGUCAAUAUGUUCCAUUGGAGGGGUUCAGCCCUUCAUCCUUCCGAGGUAGAUAAAAUGAGUACCAUGAAAUUGGGUAAUCGUAACAACCUCUGGAUGUUGGGCUAAGGUAACAUGCCCCGCUUGAAAACCUGAGUAAUCUGAAUGUACCUUUCCUGGUUUUUUUUUUUCUUUGUUGUUAUUAUUUCAUUGUCCGCAGAGGGACUGGCUUCGGGUGCCUGGUAAGCCCCUGAAUUUUGUCAUACUACUAGAAAAGGGUUUGCAGCGGUAGCAUUAUUGCAUCAUAGCUCUAUUAUCGUAAACUGCAGGAAUACAAUAAGCUGUAGAUUGUAAUAUUUGAGAUUAUUCACUGAACUGGUAGUAGUGCAGAAUUGACAAUGCAAAUGUAAAUUUUAUGCCAAAUUAGGCAAGCUGCAAAAAUACCCCAACUCCACCAUUUUUAAUUCCUUCUUUGGAUUUUGACGUGUGAGUAAUCUUUUUGGAGGAGAGGGGUGCGUAUCUUUUUAUGUAUGUUUGUUUUUGUGUUGUGUCUAUAUAGAUGUAUCCUGUUUUGUGCUUGCGUGAAUAUAACAAAAAAAAAAAAGAGCAUAAAUCUGAAGUAAACUGCAAUAUAUUAAAGCAGCACUGCCCCAUCUCUAAAAUGAGUAUUUCAUAGAGAUGGUAUUUCACUAAAAAUCAAACCCGGUCAAAAAAUAUGAGGUAAAGAAGGGACUGCUUUUUACAAGUAUUUAUCCUCUGCUUGGCAAAGCUGGACACCUGGUGGAGCUACAGUCAUCAAGGUUGUCUGCAGCUGUAGAGAAACUCCACUCUUUUUCUAUAGAGGAUUGAUCACUGACAUUUACUCCUAGCGGCUGAAGAGGAGCAGACUAUGGCGGCAGCCGCGAGUGACAGGUUCAGGUAUGUGAAACUCAACCAGACCCCCACCAGCGAUGUCACCGUGAUGGAUCUUUGCAGUAGAUCCGCUUUAACACUUACAUCAUGAUAUAAUUGGAAUGAACAGUUCCUCUAGUUACUGAGAACAUUGGUGGACUUAUUACAUUCAGUGUUGUCCUAAUGGAAUGUGGAACGGUGAAGGCACACCAUAACAAGAUUUGGGGAUUUUUUAAAGUAGAUUAAAAGACUCAAGCAAUAUUUAGAAGAAAAAAAAUAAUUAUAUUUACUAUAAAACACCUGCAACAUGGUCACCAUAUCCUGUCUUCACCAUACCUGUCUUACAAAUUCCUCAUUACUAGCAAGGAUGGGGGCCCAUAUGCACUUAACUUCAAACUGUCAUUGCAAUGCAGGGCCCUUCAUAUUGCUAGAACAACAUGUUCAUUGAAAAUGAAGUUGAAUGUUUGUCAAACCCUGCAAUAAUUUAUAUACACAGCAAGUACUGUAAUCGCUGUGCUCUUUGCAUAGGUUAUAGUGCAAGAAUCUUCCGAUGUUCUGAGUUCGUUCAUAGCCCUUUCUUUCAGCCUAUCAUCAAUAGUUUGCACUUUCACCAGUGGUUGAAACCGUACAGUUAAAUAGUUGAGGAAUCUCAGGACUGCCAUGACUGACUAGCUGCUAAAAUUAACCUCUGCAAGUCUUCUCCUUGGUUGUCAGUAGUACCACCCUGCACCUCCAAUCCUAAGUUACAUGUACGUAACUCAACUGGUGCUGUGCCAGAACAUCACCUUCCUUACAGAAAUCGGGAUAUCCAAACUUUUGUGCCAUACUUUUUUUUUUUUUUUUCCAUCUGAAAAAUUAGAUGACUAGCUGAGAUUCAAUAUGUCUCUUCAAGACCUUGUUAUCCUGUCUGGUGGUGGUCCUUUGGACAUUGCUCCAUCUGUGCCCUCUGCAGUGCAUUGGUGUCUAUUCCACAUAACACAAGAUCCCGCAGAUGGUGGCUCAUCAAAUGUAUUUUUUCAGACAGACUAUAGGAAUGGGCUGUUAUCACCACUGUUGCCAGUAGGCAUUACAGGGAACUCAUUUUUGGGUCUCCAGUCAAUAGAAAAAAGCAAUCUUUCUUACAGUUUUGUUGGCUUUUGGGAGGUGAGGGUUUAUCCCUGUCACCUUUCCAGUGAGUUUUAGCAAGAGAUGCUAUGUUCCAAAGGUGGUACUCGGGCUAUUGCACAUCUUUCCUCCUCUCCCUUUGGUCUUCAGAGUCCAACAAAAGAUCUGGAAAGAAGGUGAAGAUGUCUUCAUUAAUGCUCUAAUUCGACUCUGCAGGAUGUUGUUAGCCAGUCUUUGAACUCUUGCUAUUCAGUUACCAUAACUGAAAGGAACAAACCUUCAACAGUAGGGUCUAGACAUCAUCACAAUUCCCACCAGCUUCAUCAGCAGGUGGAGAUAAAUCAAUAUAGGGCUCUUCUCCUCAAUAAUAAUUCAAACCGAAGAUUAGAAAGCUAUCUACAUCUUUGAAAUUUGUGCCAGAUUGUGUUAUGAUUCAAUGUUUUGCCGUGAACAUUGAAUGUCUUCACUGUCAAUCCCUCAGUAUGUCAAAGUCCAAAUUGCAGCUUUAGAAAGUCGGCCUAAUCGACUCUUCUGUUAUCACUUCGUCAGAUUUGUCAAGGCUGCAUUAGGAUUGUAUUUCACUCAGCCCUUCAAAGUGUAAUUCUCUGCUGUCUGGGAUCUGUUUUAGAUUGUGGAGGACUCUUUCCAGUAUAGAUAAAGAUGACCCACUUGUUAUCUUUGUUUUUAGUGGGUGUUAGAUUAAAUUUGGCAGAGCCAAGUUAAACCGAAGGAUUGUUUGUACCUGUUUGCCCGACUGUCACCAUAGCGUAUUGGCCCUUUGUUACAUGAUUGGUUAGCAGUUUGUUAAUAGGCCUCCAGUUGCGGUGCUUUUCCCAGCAGCAGUCUACAUUUUCCAGUUAUCUAAGAAACUCAUUCAACCACGAUAUUGCCGAGUUGUGCUGCCAUUCAAAAUAAUUUUCUCUUAAUUUCUGUAUUUAAAUUCCCCCCUCGUAUCUGGGAAAUAUGAAGAGUUUCACUGCCUCGUGCCAGGUAAAGUUGGUGAGAUUAAAUUUGGGAGGAGACCUUUAGAGUACCUGUAAAGGUGAGCCCCAUGAAGGUUGAAGGCAUUAUUCCAACUGCAUGUUACAGAAACUUAAUAGCAAAUGUGAAUAAUUAGGUUACAAUUUAAUAUGAACACACACAAAAAAUAAACUGGAAAGCGAUACAGUAAAGCAUGGGGCAGUGUAGCUGAAAGAAUGAAUAUUUUGUAGAAGUUUCGAAAGCCUGUGGAUGGCAUCUCUUGUGAUGCAGAGGUGCAUGGUUGAGUCUGCGUUUUACACUUAGAAAACAGAUAAAAACUGGUAAGAAGACCCCAUCAAUGCAGCUGUCAGUGUAGGGGAAGGUAUGUUUAUGUAAAAAGAAUGUGAGGAAUGCUCCAGUCAGAGGAUGUGAGUCAUAGCUGGAAGGUGGAGGCAUUGACAGAGCCUCGGAUGAGUAGAUGCCGGAAAAUGAACGCAUGAAGUUAGAAAAUACACUGUAUACUAAGAGUCAGUGACGGCUGGUGAAUUUUUAACAUGGUGCGGCACCAGACUCCUCCCCCAGAAUUUUAUUCCUUCCUAUACAGUGCAGAGAUGCUCCUAUAUUAAAGCAAGCUUGGCACAACGUAAAGUUAUCUCUAAAAUGCAUAGGGCAGAGUACAAUCCAUAGACUUAACACACACAGCUAGGCACAAUAAGGAGAAAUAACAAACCCACACAGCCAGGGUCACCGUGAUGGAUUACACAGAGCUGCAAUAUAGAGAUACCCACACAGUACAUGUCUCUGUAUAGUGCUAAAUCUCUCUAUCUUCCUAUCCGCUACUCCAGACUCACUAAUAGCUCUCUGCACACAGUGUUCACAGGGAUACUGACACUCCUUAUUACACUUCCAGCUGGCAAUAUAAUUAAUCUGCAUUUUAUCUGCAUAAAAUGGAGCCAAGAAGUAGCUGACGUAGUCCUCAGUCACAGCCUCAGUCCUGCAGUUUGAAACUUCACAACUCUUGAACUGGCCACAACAUGAGUGUCUCAGCUGUAGAGUGACUCCGCACUGAGAAGAUGAUUAGUAACAGUACACGGUGCUCUGUGUCAGAAAUGUUCCCCUACACUUGUCACCCCUGGCCAUCCUAUGUAUGUAUGUAUGUAUGUAUUUAAAAAAACAAACAAAAAAAAACUCUCCUGUGGGCACUGUAACCCCACCCCUGGUGCAAUCAGCCAAUGAUUGCUCUUCAGUAGAUCGGCCAAUAGCAUUCCUCCAGUCAUGAAUAGCUGGCUCUGCUGCCCAAACAACAACUUAAUGGAAAUUCCUUCUUAAAGGACACUAGGCAUGUGCAAAACCUGCUGAAACGGGGCAGAUUUCAAAACCAUCCCCUUUAAAAAAAAAAUAAAAAAAAAAUAUCUAUAUACUCUCAAGUAAGCUUCUCCAAACAUGUGCCAAUGAGACAGGAGGGGAACUGAAACCUAUUACAGAGUAAAAGACCCUUAUUAAUUCCCAUUUUAUUUUAUUUUUUUAGCUUACCACCCUUUUUUGUAGAACAGGAAUCUUUAGUGUUUGUAAACUACUGCAAAUAUUUCUCCCCCCGUCAUAAACAUUGGUAGAGCGAUUCCCGAAGUGCCCCUGUGGCCGAGCCUCUGCUACUAAGAAUGUAUCUAUAAUCACUUGUAGCGUGUGGACAACACUAGUAUAGUCACUAAAAUGUGAACUGAAAAGGGAAUUUGCUAAUUUUAGGCUUAAAUAUCCAGAUUUGGAAAAUUCUUCAACUGUUUACAACUGUCAUUAACUAAAAUUUUAAUUUCUCACGUCAAUUCUACAUAACUCCGGGUUUAUUGAUUCAAUCCCACUUUCACAUGUUUAACAAGAAUAAAUGUUUUAUUACAUGCCUUGUGCUAGCCACAUUGCGAUCAGAUGCAUGAAUGACAUUGUAGCUAAAGGUGAAGUUUCUAUCAAAAUAGUGCUGUAAACCAUUAUAAAGUAGCGUACAAGGCAAACUUUAUAAACCGAUGUGUUUUACAGUGUUUUGUAGAUCAUUAAAUGGUUGACGUUAUUCGUAGGUGCCGUAAAAGGCUGGUUCUGGAAAUUAAAUGAAUAUCAAGAGAUACAUUUCAAUUAAAGAACCACUAUAGUGCCAGGAAAACUUACUACUUUUCCUGGCACUAUAGUGCCCUUACCUUUUUUCCAGUGCUGGGCGGGGAGCUCUCCUCCUCCGAUCCUCCUAUUCGGCUGAAUGCGCAUGCGCAGCAGGAGCUGAGCGCAUUCAGCCAGUCUCAUAGGAAAGCAUUUAUAAUGCUUUCCUAUGGACGCUGGCGUCUUCUCACUGUGAUUUUCACAGUGAGAAGCACGCAAACGCCUCUAGCGGCUGUCAAUGAGACAGCCACUAGAGGCUUUAGAGGCUGGAUUAACCCAUUUAUAAACAUAAACUGCUAUGUUUAUUAAAAAAAAAAAAGGGGGUGGGGGGUUAAUCCUAGAGGCACCUGGCACCCUGACCACUUCAUUAAGCUGAAGCGGUCUGGGUGCCUAGAGUGGUCCUUUAAAGGUCUUAUAAUACAUUACAAAAACACAAAUCUUAUUUAUAUGAUAUAAAAAAAGUUUAAACUUUUUAAUUAAAGGGGUACUCCUUACACCAUGACCACUCCAUUGAUUUGAAGUGGUCAUGGUGGUAGGAGUCAGUAUGUGCAGUUAUUUCUGCUUGAAACAUUGAACAUACUGAGUUAUUGUUAAUUGUGUGCUGGAGGCUAGUUGCACACGGGAUAAUGGCAUAUAAAUAUACAUUAUCUAUACCUGUGAGUGUAUAUAGGUAAUCUAUAAUAAAGUACCUUGUACUUUUUUGCUGAUUGUUGACAGGCCCCCCUUUAAACUGAGCAGUUUACAGAAACUUUGUUUAGAGAGGGGUUCAGUUCUAAAUGAGGAGCUGCAGUGUUCCUGUUGAAAAUGUGAGAGGGGGAGGGUAUGGCUCAUAUUAUUGUAUUUCCCUUGUCCCACCCCCUCCCCUGUUUUAAACAAAUACACCGAAAAUAUCUGAUUUAAACAGCUAAAAGUGAGCUAUUGUUUUUUUGGAGAGAGUCUAUUUCUGGCAGACAAAACACUGGUGUCCUGUCAGCACCUCGCCCUAAUUAGUUUUGAUGGGUUAGUGAGCGUGCAAUACCCAGCCUGAUGGUUUAGACUUGCGAGUUAUGGAGCAGAUGUUGUUAUGGUUCAGUGUCCUGACGCACUGCCCAAUCAGGUUAACGCUGGCAAUCUACAGCCUGUAAGUCUGCAGGUAGAGCGUGGUGUGUGUGUCUGAGCAGACUGUUCCUGUCACUUCCAGGCAUCCUGCCUCUGUCAUCGGGGAGCUUGAAAACUCUGUCUCAUUAAACGUGAAUUUGGAAGUUGCUGUCUUAUUAUGCAAAAAGGUUCAGUCCCCACCCCCCCUCCCCCUCCAACCUCACUUCACACAAAAUGAGAUUUUCAGUCUUUCAUAUGCUGUAAAUGAAAAUCACUCUCCCCACUGGGACACCUUCAUUUUUCUUCCAUUAAUUCUAAAAAAUAGAAUCUAAUUUUGGCAGAGGCACCAACCGUUGUAUACUAGAUAAAUCUGUCAAAGAAGUAAUGUCGGUAAUUAUUGCAAGAGACCGGAACGGCUCACGUCUUCAUUUCUGAUUCUUGGUUUUCAUGGCCGAACCACGUUAAAGAGGGAUUGUUUUGGGCUUAAAAUAAACAAGAAAAAUCCAAUCCUUUUUUUUCUCUUCAAGGAAUAUAUUGGGAGACAAUAGAAUGUGAAGUAAGAAUAAAACUGAAUCUCUCCAUUUACUAGGAGUUUGGCUAAAACCAGGUGGAGAUUCUAAGUUCAGACCCCUUGUCACACAAGAACGGGUUUAUACAGCAAUCAGAUACACAUCAGUCAAAACACCAUAUUUUGUCAAUCUUGCCCAUUUAGCUUCAGACAAGUAACAUCAUCUUACAUUUGCAUCUUUGUGAGUUAGAAGAAUAUAAGAAAAACAAAACUGAAAAAAGCAGGCUAACUGUGUUCUAGUGCACUGUAGUAAGCUUUAGGCUCCUAAACUAGAGUCCAUAAUAGGCUGUUUGACCCUAGGUGGAAAUGUUUGGAAAAACGUUGGUCCUGUCUCCUUUAUCAGGACCGGUCCUUGUGACUCUUUCGAUUUGCAAUGUUUAUCAACAUCAUAAUGCAGAUGUAGUACUUUAACCCCUUCAGGACGGAGUCAAUAGUGCACGUUCUGAUCAAAACAAAACGUAAACAAAACCUGGAAUUAGCGCUAUGUCUGUUCAACCGUAAUUCACCGCUGUCACAUUAAGUGCACCCACACUUAUUAUAUAUCAUUUUGUUCAGGAGAAACAGGGCUUUAAUUUAUCAUUAACUAUUCAUAUAUGGAACAUAAUUUAUUAUGAAUAAGAUUUUUUUUAAAAUUUGUAUUUCUGUGUGACAUUUUAGCUGUGAAUGUCAUAAUACUGUUAGGUUUUACUGCAAAAAAAAAAGCACAUAUUUGUAAUCCCAAUUAGCAGGUUUUAUGGUGUUUUGGAAAGUUACAGGGUCAAUAUAGAAUGUUCCAUUUUCAAAUUGAAAUUUGCCAGAUUAGUAAUGUUACCUUUGAGCGCGUAUGGUAGCCCAGGAAUGAGAAUUACCCCCAUAAUGGUAUACCAUUUGAAAAAGUAACGACACAGAGCUCACUCUGUAUGUCCACUCACAAUUGACAUAUUCGCCUGCCUGUUUCAACUAGAAUUUUUCAGGUGGCCUGAAUAUAGAGGCCAUCCAAAUACAUAUUAGCCAGACUAAGUGCUUUCCACGUAACCCAUUACAGUGCUCGACAAAUCUGACAUUUGUAAGCCCUCCAAGGUGGGCUUUCGGCUGUGUUUCCUGUAGGCGGGUGGAAAGGGCGCUUUGAUCUCUCCCUGCUCUGCCUUACUCCCCUUUAUUCUCACCCCGUGCUGGUCUACCUGUGGCUGGUCUUGACCUCCUAUGGCUGAGAUAAUCACAAUUGAUGAUUUCUAUAAGGAGAUGCUGAUUGGCAAGACCAGUGUUUGGACGCGCCCUGCCUCCUUGACAAUCUCAACCAAUCUAAUGCUUUUACUUUUACUACAAUUCUGAUGAUUUCAGUCAUGGGGGAGGAGCAAGGGUAGGGUCAGUGCCAGCGGACAUGCGUGGGCCCUGGAUUUAAAGUAAGGGUGUUGUUUUUUACUUUUUUAAGGGGGGGGACAAGCCACUAUAGGGUCAGGCAUACAUGUUUGUGUUCUUUUAACUCCUGUAUUAAAUGGUUUUUUUUUUUUUCUUCUUUCAAAAAUCAGAAUAAUUGAACCUGCACCAUACGUGUUCUGGAGUGCCCUUUCAGGAUAAACUAACCUUUGUCUAAAAUUAAACCCAGGCCUCCCAACCUUGGUGGAUAUGAGGCUGUGAUAAGGAGUGAUCUCUCUAGUAUGCCAGGUGUGUACUCACUGUAGAGUGGUGAUUGUAUGAAAAUCGGGGGGCCUGAAAGGUAUUGCUUGUCUCCAUGGCAAACUAGCAUUUAGACUUUGUUAAAUGGACUUUAAAUAAUGUGCAAUUUUACAAGCAGUUUACAGAGCUGUGUCAAUAAAAAAAAAUAAAAAAUAAAUACUUUGAGUAUCUUUCUCCUCUUGUGUGCAGUCUGACACGGUCAGAGUGACCUGUUGGCCUGUUACCACUGCUGGUUCCUACAAUGUCCUCACACUUAUACAUUUAGUUUUGAAGCGGCUUGGUAGAGAAUGAAAUAUCAACACACUGGUUAUUAUACAUUUUAGAAAAGAGAUGACCCGUCUUAUUUACUAAAAAUGCAAGAAUUCACGUGUGCACCCAGAUAUGGGCAGCUCAAAACUGAGAAUCCUGUCUGACUGACCGCUCUGAAGUAAUAGAUUUGCUGCAAACUUGUUUUUAUUUUAAUUUUUUAAUUUUCUUGAAUCGAAUGGCUGAAAUUCUGAUCAACUAUGAGAGUAGGCAGCAGGUGCUCUCUGCAUCAUAAACUUUGCAAUGCUGCUAAAUUGUUAUGGUGCUUAGACUGAAUUAAUAAUAUUGAGUACCUCAAUAAGAUAUAUUAAAGAUGGAUUACCUGCACAGUUAAGUUCUCUAGUUUUUGUGGUCAUCCGUUUUUCAUUAUAAAAACCUGUUCCUGAUCAGAGCGCCAAUGAGCCAUUGCUGAAAUUCACUGGGGACGGGCCCCUAAAGAAAUGUUCUGUAAUGAAUGGUUGAAUCCCUCAGUACUGUGUGUCAGGAAAGCGGUUUAGCUAAAGCUUUGUAUCAAGCGUUUUCUCCAUUGGUUAUAUAAUGUAUGUGUAGUUCCGGAGUUCAUCAGACCACAUGGAAUCUGGUUCCAUCCCUGGGGAUUGUGUCAGAAACACUCAUUUAAGUGUAAGCAAAUAGGGCAUUGCUUAAUGAAUAAUUAACGCAGCCAACACUGAGCAGGCUGGAGUGGGUUGUGUUUUGCUUUCGUUGGUUAUGUUUGCGUAGACUGGGCAUAAUGCAUUAUAGAUGGGAUGGAAAGAGACAGCCUCUGUAGUACCAUCAGUAAUCAUAUUUAUGUUUUUGACCUUGAAAAUAUAUAAAUUAAGAGAGAAAACGUACCCAGUGCACGGCUUUGUAAACCUUAUAUGUAAUGCUUUUUAUAUAUAUAUAUAUAUAUAUAUAUAUAUAUAUAUAUUCUAUCUAGCAAUUCUGGGACCAGUAGUAACCGUGGAGCACAGUCCAUUGGUUUCUAUGGUGAUUGUUAUAAAUACAAGCUAUCCAUAGAAAUCUGUCCAUUUUGAACUGUGUAGUGUAUUUGGGAUGGCCCCUAUAUGGGCUAUUAUGUAUUUGGGAUGGCCCCUAUAUUCAGGCCACCUUUGAAAAAUUCUAGUUGAAAUAGGCAGGCGAAUAUGUCAAUUGUGAGUGGACACACAGACUUUGAGCACUGUGUCGUAAUAUCGCACUCACAAUCUGUGUAUUUAUCACAGCAGCAGAUGCUUUUCCUUGGUACGUGCAAUCCGUCUAGCGUUAUCAGGAUGAAUAUUUUUGAUGGGCAGUGAGCUCCUGGUGCGGUUAUGGGCUCUACCAAUAGUAUUAAGACACCCCCGCAGUUCUGAUUCUCCUACAGACCCCCCUGUAGGGUUGACUGUGAGUGGCUACUUGAUCCAUGGCUUUCUGAAACAUUGGACUCCUCUGAGUCAGGCUCCAGUCCUCUCUCCGAGCUAUGUCUAUAAAUAUAGCCCUGCUUCAGGCUGCUGCCGCAUUAUCCAGAGUUAAUUAGCUGUGCAGUGAUCUGUGAAGAAUAAUUACUCCUAAAUAAUACUUAUUUUAGUAGCUUCUCUGUAAUUAUCUCAUUUAUUUGAUCACAGAAAUCCUAGAUAGUUGUGUUGGCUGAUCUCUUGGGAGACAACCUCUAAGAUGACAGUAAUAGAUAUCCCCCCGACUCACCCUGGUGCAGUACUUGCCUUCAUUAUGAUUUCAGGGGGCUAUAUUUUAGCUGCAAUGCUCUAAAAUUUUAUUUAAAGCCAUAGAAUGCAGAGAAUACUUUCAUUAAAAUAUAGGAGGGAACCAAAUCCGUAUUGUGCAAUUCAAUACUAGUCUGUAGACAUUUUCCAGAAUUUCUCUUCUCAGGGGAGAACUGGCUCUUUGGUUAUGGUUUGAAGUUAAGCCAUUAAAAAGAACAGUCAUGUGAAACUUUUUAAUGGAUAAAUGAAUCAAAAAUCUAAUUUUAAUUAAUUUUCAGUGUACUGCUAUAUUUUUCCAAAUAACCUUUAUAUAAUGUGUUAUGCUGAUGAUUGUUGUGAACCCAUCAAUGAGAAAUGAUACAUUGUAUUUGCAACCCCCUCCCCCCCCCCCCAAUAAAUAUAUACAAUAAAUAUUAUACCUGCCUGACGUUCACAGUAAGAUGUACAUUGCAUUGUAUCAGGGUUAUGCACUAAAGUGUGAAUUCAAAGUGAUUCUCAGAUUUAAGCUCUUAAGGACCACUACGGCUUUAAUGAUGGCAUAGACCGCCAUGCAGUAAAGGUACCAUCAGGGGUUAAACCCCUGAUGUUGCCAAGGGACCCUAAAUAUCUUUCAUCUGGGGCCACAGUUAGUGCUAUGUGCAGCACUUAGUGCGCUAUCCUGCUUAUCCGUGGUACUAAGGGACCCCCAGUUAGUGGCCUCAGACAGACAGACCAGCUGAGCUUUAAAUUUAACAGUUUUGGAUUCUGUGACUAUUACAUUUAUAAUCUCAGCAUGCCAAAUUUUGCAAAGUUUCCGCUUUAUAACCUUAAUUUACUCCUUGCAAUAUUUGUUUUAGAAUGUCAAAAUUAAUUGAAAUCCUAGACAUAUUGGGCAUUUUAACAAACAGGGCUAAUUAUGGAAUAUAGUUUGAGUUGGUUUUCUUUAUUUGCACUUGGUGUAUAGAAAUUAUUACAUGUAAAAUGGAGAAAAAACUUUUGUUUUUGUUUAUAUUUCAUUCCCAUUUAAUAUUGUGUUAUGUAUACAAAUAGGGUAUCAAAGGAAAGACCUAUUUCUCCUUUAAAUAUAAUCCCUUAAACCAGGGUUCGACAAAUCCCAGACGCCAUGGCGACUAAAAAUGCCUGGGAUGCUGCCGCCCUGAGGAGCAUGAAGGAGGCGGGCGGCUGCCCGCGGGAGCAUGGAGGUGGGCAGCCGCCUGCCUUGAGCAGCAUGGAGGAGGCGGCCGCCCGCGGGGGAACAGUAUCUGCAUGUAGCUUCUCUCUGCUCCCUCGCGCUCUGUAAUGAUGCCGGGGCCGGAAUUACGUCAUAUUCCGGCUCCCGACAGCAUUACACAGCGCGAGGGAGCAGAGAGGAGCUACAUGCAGAUACUGCUCCCUCGCGCUGUGUAAUGCUGUCGGGAGCCGGAAUAUGACGUAAUUCCGGCCCCGGCAUCAUUACAGAGCGCGAGGGAGCAGAGAGGAGCUACAGGCAGAGUACUGCUCCCUCGCACACAAGAAGACUGCAGCCCCACUGGACCCCAGGAAAGACCCUCUCAGCUCUCCCAAAGGUAGGGAGGCUGAGUGGGUUUCAAUUAAAACAAAAGUAUGUGUGUGUGUGUGUGUGAACGCGUCAGAGUGUAUGCGUGCAAGCCUGUUGUCAACGUAAGACUGUGUGUGAGCCUGUCAAGAGACUUAGGAAAGCAUUGGGAGGAUUUUGUGCAUGCGCAGCAAAUGUACCAAUCUGCAUCUCCUCAUAGAGAUGCAUUAAAUUAAUGAAUCUCUAAGAGGAACAUUCAGCACCUCCAUGCAGAGCUUGGAGAUACUGAACCUGGGUGCUGCACAUGGUGCAGCAGUGACCCAGGACACUCUAGUGACCAUCUGAGUGACUGUUACUAAGCAGCAAUGUAAAUUCUGCCUUUUUACAGAAAAGGCAGUGUUUACACUAUACUGCCUGCAGGGACAGGCUAUCGACACCAGAACAACUACAUCAAGCUGUAGUGGUUCUGGUGACUAUAGUGUCCCUUUAAGAAUUGCAUUUUCUCGUUGAAAAUGACUGGCUCCUAAUUUGUUUAGCUGGCUCCUAGAUUCCAAACAAAUUUGUCAAGCCCUGCCUUAAACGGAAAGGGAUAAUUGUGCCAAAUAUGCCUUGGUCACAAACUGGGUCGUACCACAUAAACGCCUUUUCCUGGCACUAUAGCUUCCCCCUCUGUCAAGUUAUAGUGCCAUAUAGUGGGGAGGGCGAAGCUUAAAGUACCAGGAAAAGGAGUUUGGUCGUACCACAUAAAAGCGCCAGGAAAACAGUUUGUGACUAGUGAUGUGCCGACGGUUCGCCGCGGACGGCGAACAUAUGACCCUGUACCUCACAGUCAGCAGACACAUUCCAGCCAAUCAGCAGCAGACCCUCCCUCCCAAACCCUCCCACCUCCUGGACAGCUCACUAAGAAUGCAGCUUCAAAAUGGAUGCUGUCCACGAGGUGGGCGGGUCUGGGAGGGAGGGUCUGCUGCUGAUUGGCUGGAAUGUGUCUGCUGACUGUGAGGUACAGGGUCAUAUGUUCUGUUCGGGACAUCACUAUUUGUGACCAAGGCAUAUUUGAUGCACUGGCUCUGCUCCAUCCACAUUCAGACCUAGUGCGCAUGCGUGGCUCGCAUUAGGAUUUCCCCAUAGGAAAGCAUUAUUCAGUGCUUUCCUAUGGAGAUUUCGGUGAUGCUGGAGGUCCUCAUGCAGAACGUGAGAACGUCCAGCAUCGUUUAGACGACCAAAAGUUGUCUAAGCACCCGGAAAUCUCUCUAGUGGCUGUCUGGUAGAGGAGGACUUAACCCUGCAAGGUAAUUAUUGACGUUUUUAUAAAAACUACAAUAAUUACCCCUCUAGGGUUAAGGGUGAUGGGGGUUUGCACCCAGACCGCUUCAAUGGCCCUACAGUGUUCCUUUAAUGUAAAAAAAGCCAAACUGGAAAAGUUCUGGCUGCUUUAGCCUUAAAGUUGAUGCGCAUUGCGUCGUGUGUGCAGGGAAUCUCACUGCCUGCCAUAGCUGUGGGUUAUAAUUCUGUGCACACAGCAUAAGGCUGUAAGGUUCUAUUUAUAAUAUUGAACACAAUGUUAUCAGUAAGCAUUCUACAGUUUGACUUGUGUCAUGUAUAGGUUGAAGUGUGUGAGCUGUAAUACAUGCACGGCCGAUCAAUCACUUUUGUUUGGUUUCUAAAGUCUGCUCAGUCACCAAAAGAGAAAACAAAGAUAAACUGCACCAAUUGCUCAAAAGGGAUUUAUACUUUUAUCUGUCUGAGACUGGAAAGCAGUGAGCGACUGCAGGAUUGGGGCUUCUCUGAAUAUUACACACUUCAAAUCACGCUGGGAGAUAUGUUGAUUGUCUUAUUAUAAAUAGAAUUCCCAGGCUACGACUAGCAGUGAUCGCAUUGCCUUGUAUGUGAGAAUCUUCCUGCCAUCCUGGGGUACAUUACAUUCUGUUCUGUGAGCGUCCAGCUGUUUGGAGAUCGCUAUUUCAUGUCUGGCUAUUCUGUGCAUAUAUUCAUCAAACAGACCUUUCUACUAUGGAUGAACAUUGUAAGCUGGGGUUUAUUUCAAAAUUCCAAUAAUAAUAGACAAUUGACAUUUUUAGAGCAGAAUUAGGGGGGGUGGAGAUAUCCAUCUGUAUUUGGGCCAAAUGUUUUCAGUUCUCUUGCCAAUAUCCUGUUUCCUAAUUUAUUGAAUAAAACCCAUUAAUCGUAUUUUCUUUCUCUGCUCAUUUUGAAUCCGUUGCCAUUUCACACCUACACGUAAGGCCACAUGUUUUAAAUCGCUUGGGGUGCAGUUAUUUUUCAUUAAUAGUGCAUAUAUAUGGGAAAUCAUGAUACAGUUCUGUGUUUGGUGUGAAAUUCUCAGCAGAGAACUGCACCAUGGAGCAUAUUAAUUAUCUAUAGCCAGUCAGUGCCUGUAUAAAGGGGGAAAAUCAUGGUUAUGGGUACGAGCUGGCAAAUAUAACCUUAAUAAAGUCUGUCUUGGUUCUAGUAGCAGAAAACACAUUGAUAUAAUUUGUGCAUCAAUAGCUGACUUUAAUGGAAGCCAGAACUUUAAUCCUGCAAGUAGAUGAUUAAUGUCUCCGGAAUAGAUCUGUAUCAUUCAUUGCUUAUUGAUCUUCCCUGGUUACUGGUAAUUUGCUGUGAUUUAAGGACAGCAAUCACUGCACAUUAACCAGUUGGUUGACUAUUUUGUCUAGCUAACAGUGUAUCCGCUGAAGGAAUGAUAGGCUAACAGGGACAAUAUCACAUUUAAAUACCUCUCCUCCAGGCACCAACAUUGCUGAGGGAUUUUAAAUCAGUGUGGAAUUUUGAUGCUUUCAGAGUCCAUGAGCUCUACUUUUUAUUUACCAGAUGGAAACCCCAGUUCUAAUCUAGUAGCUGUGGGUAUUUCCUAAUGACAAUCUGCCUGGUUUGUACGAGUUCUGCAGUGACUGUGAGUAACAGGCGAUCUCGCAGGCUACGUGGCUGUGUAAAUUUACCUUUCAGCCCAUUGUGUUAGCUGUCAUGUGCAACUUCCAGUGGUCAGCGUCCUUGAUGCCAAUUAUGGAACAAAAGCAGGCUGCUUUCCAUUUUCACAGAACACUUUGACCUUUACCUGUUUAGAGACAGAAUAAACGUUGUAUUAAAAUAUCCCCGCAAACAAAGCAUAAAAUGAGGACUUAUUCUGUUAGAAGAAGAAAAAUGUGUGUAUGUAAACUACACCAGUUUCUGAUACUUUAUUUUAUUUUUUUGUCUGUUAUAAAACCAAACAUUAGUCCUUUAGCAAAGUCAUUACAAAGCCAUGAAUUACUGUUAUCUCAAUCUGUCACUCAACUAGAAUUAUUAUUAUUGGCAUUUAUAGAAGACUGCUCGUUAUAGUUAUACAAUGGGAUUAUUGAACUAUUAAUUGACAAAUGAUGCUUACUGACAUUAUCGCAAAACUACAGAGUAAAUGAAUGCUGUAUUUUUUGAUGAAAUUGAUAAAACGUUUAGAACUGAUAACCUAGCUAAUGCAAUGAUUCUGUGUGUAUAGACAAGUUUCUGGGUUGAGUGCCCCAAUAAUCAUUAAUAAAGCAUAUCAGUUUGUAGACUUAUCUCAAUUUGUAGCAGUACAGUUUGUCAUAAAUGAAUGACAAUAUCAGUUAUUUAAGGGUGUGUAUGUGUGUGUGUGUAUAUAUAUAUAUAUACAUAUACACACAUACAUACACACACAGUUGCAAGAAAAAGUAUGUGAACCCUUUGGAAUGAUAUGGAUUUCUGAACAAAUUGGUCAUAAAAUGUGAUGUGAUCAUCUAAGUCACAACAAUAGACAAUCACAGUCUGCUUAAACUAAUAACACACAAAGAAUGAAAUGUUGCCAUGUUUUUAUUGAACACAACAUGUAAACAUUCACAGUGCAGGUGGAAAAAGUAUGUGAACCCUUGGAUUUAAUAACUGGUUGGCAGCAAUAACUUCAACCAAACGUUUCCUGUAGUUGCAGAUCAGACGUGCACAACGAUCAGGAGUAAUUCUUGACUAUUCCUCUUUACAGAACUGUUUCAAUUCAGCAAUAUUCUUGGGAUGUCUGGUGUGAAUUGCUUUCUUGAGGUCAUGCCACAGCAUCUCAAUCGGGUUGAGGUCAGGACUCUAACUAGGCCACUUCAGAAGGCGUAUUUUCUUCUGUUUAACCCAUUCUGUUGUUGAUUUACUUCUAUGCUUUGGGUCAUUGUCCUGUUGCAACACCAUCUUCUGUUGAGCUUCAGCUGGUAGACAGAUGGCCUUAAGUUCUCCUGCAAAAUAUCUUGAUAGACUUGGGAAUUCAUUUUUCCUUCGAUGAUAGCAAUCUGUCCAGGCCCUGACGCAGCAAAGCAGCCCCAAACCAUGAUGCCCCCACCACCAUACUUCACAGUUGGGAUGAGGUUUUGAUGUUGGUGUGCUGUGCCUUUUUUUCGCCACACAUAGUGUUGUGUGUUUCUUCCAAACAACUCAACUUUGGUUUCAUCUGUCCACAGAAUAUUUUGCCAGUACUGCUGUGGAACAUCCAGGUGCUCUUGUGCAAACUGUAAACGUGCAGCAAUGUUUUGUUUGGACAGCAGUGGCUUCCUCUGUGGUAUCCUCCCAUGAAAUCCAUUCUUGUUUAGUGUUUUACGUAUUGUAGAUUCGCUAACAGGGAUGUUAGCAUUUGCCAGUGACUUUUGUAAGUCUUUAGCUGACACUCUAGGAUUCUUCACCUCAUUGAGCAGUCUGCGCUGUGCUCUUGCAGUCAUCUUUUCAGGACGGCCACUCCUACAGAGAGUAGCAGCAGUGCUGAACUUUCUCCAUUUAUAGACAAUUUGUCUUACCUUGGACUAAUGAACAGCAAGGCUUUUGGAGAUACUUUUAUAACCCUUUCCAGCUUUAUGCAAGUCAACAAUUCUUAAUCGUAGGUCUUCUGAAAGCUGUCUUGUGCGAGGCAUCAUUCACAUCAGGCAAAGCUUCUUGUGAAAAGCAACCCCAGAACUGGUGUGUGUUUUUUAUAGGGCAGGGCAGCUGUAACCGACACCUCCAAUCUCAUCUCAUUGAUUGGACUCCAGUUGGCUGACAUCUCACUCCAAUUAGCUCUUGGAGAUGUCAUUAGUCUAGGGGUUCAUAUACUUUUUCCACCUGCACUGUUAAUGUUUACAUUGUGUGUUCAAUAAAAACAUGGCAACAUUUCAUUCUUUGUGUGUUAUUAGUUUAAGCAGACUGUGAUUGUCUAUUGUGACUUAGAUGAUCACAUCACAUUUUAUAACCAAUUUGUGCAGAAACCCAUAUCAUUCCAAAGGGUUCACAUACCUUUUCUUACAACUGUGUGUAUGUGUGUGUGUGUGUGUGUGUAUGUGUGUAUAUAUAUGUGUGUAUGUAUAUAUAUAUAUAUAUGUGUGUGUGUGUGUGUGUGUGUAUAUAUAUAUAUAUAUAUAUAUUAGUGUCCAAUAGCUAUCCUCCUGUUGGCGUAACGCCCAUGAGGCUUUGUCAGCCUAAAGAUUCUUGGAGUGUUUAGUCCUCUGACUGCAGAAUGUCUAGGUGUUUGGACCUUCUGAUAAAUACCCUCUGUAUAUUUAUGACUGAGCUAGAUCAUGCUAAUUAUUUCCUUUCUUGCUUUUUUUUUUUUCCUAGUUGGGAAGACAUCUUUAAUUACCCGGUUCAUGUACGAUAGUUUUGACAAUACUUACCAGGUAAGAUCACAAUAAGUCUGUUGCUGUGACCAUCAUCUGUCUGCACUCUUUACGUUUGUUUAUUUUUUGGCUUGUUAAAGGGUACCUGUCAUGCCUCAAACUAUUUAUACUCAUUUAAACAGCAUGAAAUUCCAUCUAUACAGAUAGUGCUAGCAGGGAGAAAAAAAUGAUUUAAAAAUAGGUUUCUCCCACCCGUCAGUCAAAUCAUCGGCACUGACUGACAAGGUAGAACAGAAAGAGAUUUCCCACAGAGGGUCCUACUCUCCUAAGCAUAGAAACCACUGCGCAUGUGCUGUGGAGCAAGCUCUGGCGUGAUAUUGACAAGCCAGCAUGCUGGUGUCACACUGCAGGUUUGCCCUGCUUGUGGAAGUAUCCCCAGGAAGAGUAAAUCAAGGAGGCCCAGAUAAUGUACCUGGGGUUGGCAUUACACUGGACAUGGCAAUACUGGAACGGAUGUGGUGAGUGUAUCUUGAUGUUUUCUUUCUGAUAUUUAAUGUAUUCCAUGUAUAAGGGGGUGAUUUUAGGUAAGUACUAUUUUUUUUUCUCCCAGUUUCACUGUAACUUUUGUCAACAAUAAACCUGCGAUCUGUAGUAUUGAAGGACCUGGACUAGCGCUACUUUCCUUUACAGUUCAUAGGUUUUAACCUUUUAAAUGCCAAUGAACUCGUUGUUCGUUGCCCGGAUGUUGAAUGGCUAAAUUUGCCAAAGAGAGUGCUACAUGUAACCAUGUUUCUACUCCACUCGGCAUUCAAACGGGAGGAAUAAAAGACUUUGUACGUUUCUCUGCUUGAAAGAAACAGUAAUGCCGGUCUUACAUUGCACAGUUAAACUUUCCUUUAAUUGUGUUAUUUCACCGUUUUUUGGGGGGGUUUAUGUUUUCCUUUGUUUUCUCUUCCAGCGGUGUUUAGUCUCCCCCCAAGCUUUGUAGAAUUCUUAAUGUGUUCAUCUCCAGCACUUCUACUGAUAGACAAUUGGAUGCUUCUAUUUCUAUAUUUCUGUCCCAUAAUUUAUUUUUCUUGCCAAAAUUCUGCAAGAUAAAAUGUUUAGGGGUAUUAUACCCAUCUGUAAAUUAAAGCAAUAAUACAAUCUCAUUUAUAGAAGUCAAACUUUGGCAUUUCAAGGAAACACAUUUUGUUUGUUACCUGUGACAUUGUCUCCAUUCUUUUAAACUUUCUGGCUAUUAACACCACCUGCUGUCCAUCACAAAAACACUGGUGUAUAUGGUGUGAUUUCAUAUGUUGUUUUACAUCUACAUCACUGGAUUAAUACAGAUACAAUCCCUACUACAAUUUAUUACCUGUCGGGUUCCACACUCUUCCUGACGAUCGUGUACAACUACACUUUCAUUAUAGGUGCCUCACAUAUUGGGGAACAACAAUAAAAUAAUGAAUGAAUAUCUCCUAAAUGUUUUACUUGUAUUACAGUAAUGCAUGUAUAUCUCUUUAAGGGUGGUAAUUAAUUUUAGUUUUCUUCAUCUUCAGGCAACGAUUGGUAUUGAUUUCUUAUCCAAAACAAUGUACUUAGAGGAUCGAACAGUAAGUAUUCUGGGAUCUGUGAAAGUUUGAAAAAACGUGUCGACAUGCUAGAGAAAAUGUAGGAUUAAGAGAACUCAGAAUAGUAAUUUUGCAUACAGGUGGAAUGAGUAAUACUGUAGAUCCUACAGUAUGCUUCUUUCUCAGCCACCCCUGACAUAAUCAGUAUAAUAGCAGUCAAUGGGGCAUGAUGAUAAUGAUAGCCAGAAUACAGUAGAUCGUACUGUAUGCCUCUCUUCAGAUCUCCACUUCUCAAUAUUUCAUAUUCCCUGACAUCUGCAGGAAUUUCAGUCUUCGGUGAAUAGUUCUUUAAUGAACCAAAAUAGCAACAACUAGGCGUUGUGUCCUGUCCCAAGCAUGAGCAUCCUCUGGACACCUUUAAAGGAGCACUGUGAACACUACAAUCACUGCUGCGUAUUGUAGUUGUUGUGAUGUUAAUUUUAGAUGACUGUUUAUUAUUAAAUGUUUUGUGAGUGGUUUGAUAAAUUACGUUAGUAAUUCCUAAUUAUUUCCCAUGACUGUCAAGAUUGGAUGAAUAAUUUAAUAGGAAAGAAUAGCUUACCUCAAUUUAUACACAGGCUCCCACACCAUCAACGUCUAAGGUAUCCAUCCACUCUUUCUAAACAUCUACACCCUAAAAUGCAGCAAUCAAGAAGGGUUACUUUAAAUUUGUUGUUUAAAAAAUCAUCGAUUUUUCUGCAGAAAUCUAGUUUGAGAUUAAAUUGCUGUUUCCUGUACCAGCUGGGGUCUAUGCACUGAGCUAUUAUUUGCUGGGUGAACUCGAACAGAUAACGGCAUAUUAUUACGGUCAGUGUUCAGCAUGAGGUCAGGAAGCCCAUUCAUGUGAAACAGGACAACAAACAUGCAAUGGCUAUAAGGUGAUCAGGAUGGAGCCUUGCAGUGCUCUGCAUUCACUCUUAUAUGACUUUGAUCUGAGACACCAGCAAACCAAUGCCGCAAGACGCCCCCUAACUUGUACAUCUAUAGCGGCGUUCCAGACACAUCUCCAAAUACUUAAACUGCAUCAUUUUCCACAUUUUAGAGCCACAAACUAACAUAUACUAAUACUGGAGCUUGGUCUUUAAAAACUAAAAUUAGCUGCAGGUAUCGCUUGUCUUGCUGUAAAAGUAACAAAACAACUACAGAUAGUGAAAAUGGCAGAGUAAAAUCACAGAAUGCUUUGACAACAUUUUUGGAUUUUGAGCAAUAUUUUAUUACCUUAUAUGUAGUAGGUUGGUGUGGGGGAGGGGUAUUAACCAUUUUCUUCAUUUAUUCAAUAUGCUAUGUUCUUAAAUACACACACCUUGACUAUGCAUAGCCUUCUGUCUCUGAAAAGGCAGUGUUUACAUUUAAAUGCCUGAAGGGAGCUAUUAUACUCACCAGAACAAAUACAUUAGGCUGUAGUUGUUCUAGUGACUAUAGUGUCCCUUUAAGCUACUCCUUGUAUCAAAGCUGGUCAAGCGUAGAAAAAAAUACAUAAGACAAAGAAAUCCCUACUUUGUCUUAUUUUUUGAAGAAAACUAAAGCAGAUCUGAAGAAAACAGAUUCUGAGAGAGGAAGAGAAGAGAAAGCCAUUGGGGAAAGGUAAGUUCAGUAUGACAGUGCCGCUUUAAGUAGAACCAGCCUAUUCAAGCAGGGCGAUAUGGGGGUUUAUUGAGGGUUCAUCUUGGUAUGUAUAUUGAGUUAUCUCUACGAUCUAUUUGAUUGUCUCUGUCCUACAGAUCAGAUUGCAGCUCUGGGAUACCGCUGGUCAGGAAAGAUUCCGCAGCUUGAUCCCCAGUUACAUCCGUGAUUCAGCAGCUGCCGUAGUUGUUUACGAUAUCACAAGUAGGUACCUCUGGACACACACUCUGUUGACGUUCUGUUUAUUUUUUUCUUUCUUCCCCCCUCCCCUCUUCUGCUGUGCGACGAUCCGCCUUUGUUAGGUCCGGUUGCAAUUAUGGGACACAGCAGGACAGGAGCGGUUCAGGAGUUUGAUCCCUAGCUACAUUCGCGACUCCACUGUGGCAGUUGUUGUUUUUGAUAUCACAAGUGAGUUUGGACAGGACCUUCUAUUCCAUUUCUUAUACUGCCGUGUUGUAGCCGAAUCCGCAAUGCGAACCUCUUUAUAACGGAAUCAUUGAUGGACUCUGGCUACAUUGUAUUAAAUGUAAAUCCUUAGAGAGUUAAAACCACUAUUUUAUAGUGUUUCCGGUUUAAUCGAAUGCUGCCCCUCCUUAGCCUUUGUUUGUUUUUCUCCCCCAUUGUGUGGCCUGCUUAUCACAGGAACCGCCGCAAUGAUUUCUUAACACAUGCAUUUUCAGUGUAUCCUUAACUUGUACAGCCCCCCAUUCCCUGUGUAAUGCUAGCUUCAAAGCAUGCGUGUGGCGGCUUUGUAAUUGCAAGAUCUUAAACGAUGUUACUAACGUGCAUAGAUUUCUCUUUAAUUUCCAGUUUCCUAUAGGAUACCAUCUAGUAGUUGACUUAUUGAAUCCAAUGAAUUCAUGUUUUAGCUAACUGGGCCAUAACGCCUUCCAUCUGUGUUAUUUGGCCUUGAUCAUGUCAGCAGUUCAGUCCCACGUAAUGUCAGCGGUCUGAUCCUAUGUCAGACAUGAGGUGUUUUGUCAUUUUUUAACACCGGAUGGGAUUGUGUCUAUCAUACCCUGCUGUCCGUCUCUAGCAAUGAUCCGUUAUAAGUGGAGAGCACUGCGCUGUGUGUGCAUGUCACCUGCGCUUGCUCACUGUGAUGUCUAGCUUCACGUUAUGUAUAUGUCUCAGUUGCAUGUUUGAAUGUUCCGCAUGCAGUGUAUGUUAAUUUGUGCACUCCAUUGCCCUGCAUUAAAGCCUAGAUUGUUCCAAUUUGAUGAACUUGAUAAAUAAAGUUCUGUAUCACGAUUAAACUGUUGAAUAUUACAGGAGUGCACAGUGCAGCCGUGCCCUGCACAAUCUCAAGCAGUCUUUGUAAAAUUACUACCACUGCAAGGGCUUAACAUAAUUUUGGUUUGAAAAUUUCAAUAUUAAGAUUUCUAUAUUUCAUUACAUUGUUUUGGGCUAAUUCCCAUAAUAGAAUUGUUCAUCAAAAUCUGUUUCAUGUGUAUUUUUUUCCUUCUCUUAAAAUGUCUUGUUUUAAAUAGACUGUUUUAUAAAUAUAUGGAAUGCUUUUGAAUUUAUGGUUAAAGGCAGCCAACUACCAAGUUUUGUAAUUCUUUGUAGUAGAAAGGAAAAAGAGUUCAACUUAUCUUGUUUCCACACAUGGCUGGUCCUGUUUCUUUGGCUGAGAUCUUUCGAAACUGAAGAUCUCAGCCAAUCCAGGCCUUUCUCAUAGGAAAGUUUGGGAGACUAGUGCGCAUGUGCGGCAGAAUGCUGUGCCAAUCAUAUGGUCUUUCAGAGACCAUCUGAUUGAAAUAAUAUGACCACCACUAGAGGAAAGUUAACACUGCAAAGAAAACAUUGUCUCAGCCAAAUUGAAAUGUUAUCAGCUGCAGGACUAGAGGGGCAUUGAAGUGGUCUGGGUGCAAUGUCCCAUGCCCCUUAACUCUGUAAUAGUAAUUAUUGCAGUUUCUGAGAAACUGCAAUAAUUACCUUGAAGGUCUAACUGCUCUUCUAGUGGCAGUCUACCAGACAGCCACUAGAUGGACUUCCGGAAUUGAAACGAAUCUUUGGUCCGUUAUCUGACGCUGGGCGUCCUCACGCUAUGCCUGUGCAUUAGGUCUCCCCGCCGGCUCACGUUGGUGGGGGAGGAGCAGGGUCGGGGCUUGACCGAGCGCCGAGGGACAUCAGUGCUGGAUUCAGGUGAGUGACCACCUUCGGCCGCGUGAGUUUGUUUCCCUGGCACUAUAGAAUCCCUUUAAAACAAGGCACAUGGCACCCAGACCACCUUAUUGAGUGUUUUAUUUAAAGGGACACUAUACUCACCAAAUCAACUUUAGCUUAAGUGAUUUAAACAUAGAUAAUGCUCUUACUUAGAAGUUAAAUCACUUUGUUUAUGCAACCCUAGUCACACCUCCCCUCCAGUGGUACAGCCUCCCUACCCACUUCCUAUAGAGAGAGAGAUUAAUUUUCAAACCUUCUUUAUUGCCCAAUUCCAAAUUAUCUAUCUCCUAUUAAUAGCCUGCUCGAACAUUCUGUGUAAAGUUGAAUUAGCAGAGCAGGAAAUGUGCUGUGCUGUAAGAUCUGAUUUGAAAAUCAUUGAAACAAAAUUUUUCAUGCAGGUUGUGUAAAUCACAUUAAGGUGAGGUGUGCCUAGAGCUGCAUUAGCAAAAAUGAUUUAACUUCAAAUAGCUGAGAAUUGAGCAGUGAGACUUGCAGGGUCAUGAUCUUUACACCAAAACUACUUUUAUUAGGCUAAAGUUGUCUUUGAGCAUAGAGUGUUACUCUAAGAUAUUUUAUUUUUUUGACCAUUUGAUUAUCAUUAUCAGAGUGAAGGGUCUUUAGGUGAACAUGUCCUUCCUUACAUGUACACGGUGACUUUUAGACUACACACUGAAUAUUGUCAGAUUUUGACAAAGAAUGUUAUUGUGCUUGAAUUAAACCCUUUAAAAUAUAUAUAUAUAUAUAUAUUUUUUUAAAUUGUUCAACGAUCGCAUUUCCUAACAGAACAGACAGUCCAGAUACUGUCAGCAUAGACAUUUUAUCUUUUAACUGUUUAAACUACACAAAGACAAGGUCUGGAAAAUGUAGUCACUUUAGAGACCGUUUGCAAACUCUGGUGAAAUACUACUUCUUAUCUCUCAAAGGCAGUCCAAGUUGACUUUGUCUCUUUCUUUAUGAAAACCACUAGAAAAUCACAAUCUCAUUAGAGGUGGAUACUUUUAAUUUGUUGUACAUUCCAGAAUCUUCAUUUUAAAUGUUGGGGUUUUUUUUGGGCGUCCCUCCCUCCCAACCUGUAGUAGGCUUCUCUUGCUUGCUCCAAAAAUGCUUCUAUGCAUGAUGGGAGUUGUAUUUCUAGGACUGAUGGAAAAUUGUAACAUGCAUGUUUGUUACCUAAAGUCCAUCUGUCCAUGUUGUGGUGACUGGUUAAUGUACCUCUAUAUCCAGAGCAGUAAAUACAGGUUAGUUUUACCUGGAUAGGGCAUAAUGUAAUUUCUCCACUCGAGAUCCCGCUUGCUAUCCAUGCUUCAAACCAACGGGUUUUCCUCACUGUAUGUGCAUGAGACACCUCAAAGUGUUCCUGGGGUGAAUAUGAGGGCAGGACCCCUAUCAUCUGCAGGAUCUAAUGGUGCCUGGUCUGCAAUUUCAGCCUCAGCUGCUGCGAGGAGAAGAUGGUUUAUAUAUUUUUUACAUUUAUUUUGCCUUCUUUUGAAUCAACCAUAUAAACAGAUGUGUGGAUUACACAUGCGCAAAAAUUUGUUUUAAAGUGGCACUGCCCAUCCGUCCCCCCUGUUUAAAAUAAGUUUUUCAUAAAGAUAGAAACUUUAUCAAAUGCUCAUAACUGACUGUGUUGGAAUUUCACUGAAAUGCCAACUCCAUCAAAAGAUACUGUGAGAAAGUAAGGGACUUUUUUUUUUCCUCAAUGCUUGGCACAAGGCAGUUCUACUGCCGUUAAGCUUUGGGAUUUUCCCCCAGCCGUCACCAGUGACUGUGGUACUUAAAUUAAGCUCUUUCUAUGAAGGAUCCUGCAGUCUUGCAGAAUCCUUCAUAGACCUCAAUGCUGUACAUGAGACCACAGCACUGACAUGGGCUCCUGGCAGCUGGAGCGCUAGAAACUGGAGGGAAGCAGACAGAGAAGGAUGGCUGCGCUCACAAGGGACAGGUUCGGGUCAGUAAAUCCUGCCCUUCCCUUCCCCCCCCCCCAGCAGACCCGCAGUGGUGAUGUCAAAUUAUGAUGGUGACAGAGCUUCUUUAAGAAAUCCAUCUGAAUAAAAUUCCUGGUAACUAUCCAACGAGUCGAUUCUGAAUCAUAUUACCUGUGGAGUCUGUAAGUGAGAUCGAUUUUGUUCUAGUAUCGAUUAACAGGAGAUUUUAUUCGACAGAAUUUCUUAAAACAAAUUUUUUUCACAAAUCCUGUGUGGAUGGUUGAAGUUGUUAGAUCUGGCAUUCUUUUUCUACUUGGAUUACAGUUACUGUAAUAAUGGUUUGCAGGAAUUACACACUACCUGUCGAUGUUCCUUGAGUAGAAACAUUUCAAACCACUGCCCAAGAUUUGUGACUGCUACAUUAAGCUGCACAGACAUUUAUAAACUUAAUUUCCAUGGAACUGAGCAUCAUGGGAAAUGUAAGCUGUACGUCAGACACCAGUGCUCUAGGGUUCCUUUAACUUUGCCAAAGAUGUGAGAUCCAUCCAUCCUGCACACAAAACAUUGAAAUGUGAGACAUCAUUCAUUGACCUGUUGUUUUUUGCUGUUCUGCCAGAUGUAAACUCAUUCCAACAGACCACAAAAUGGAUUGAUGAUGUCAGAACGGAGAGGGGAAGUGAUGUCAUAAUCAUGCUAGUUGGAAAUAAAACAGAUCUUGCUGACAAAAGGUAAGGAAUGGCCUUGGGUUUAUGAAAUUUAUGGCCAUUAUGAGUUUUUGCAGUGUGUAUUUAAGUGAAUUGUUUUACUGUUGCCAACAUGGGUUCUCCCAUUCAUGUUCCCAAAAACUAUUCAGUAGACGGCCACGCUGUUACACCAAAUGCCUCAUUCUCCUUCUCUUAUAUUCUCAUACCACAUCAACACCAUGCAUGUUCUUUUCAGUGUGAAGGCUCUGUUGCUUCACUCCGCUUACUGCUGAAGUGCUUGCUUCUGUUAAGGGACACUUUAGGGACACUUCUAGAAUAUGUUAUAGUGCAAGUAAACUCCCUGUCAUUGACCCAAGCGCAACAAUUGUCAAACACCCAUGAUUCAAACUGUUUUUUCUCUGCCUAUACAAAUAGUUCAAAACACAAUAUGUAACAUCUCCUUACAGUUUUCUUCAAGACUUACUGAGCCAGUGUCACAGUUGUGAGCAUGGAAGUAUUCAGCUCCAUUUAAUGUCAGUGGUGCUGUUUUUAUACGGAUAGCGGCUAUCUGCCCAAAGAGAAGUUCAGUUUAUCAUAUCUGUUCUGAACUACAUGCCCCAUAUCCUCAACUGCCUUUGACAAACAAAGCAUCAGGACUGUUUCGGCCACUUCCUGGUUUGCUGAGAGUGUGCUGCAGAAUCAGUCUUGGCGACUUGCAUCAAACACAUGAACUUAAAGCAGGACUGUCACCGUCUGGGGCCUUUGCAUUAUUUGCAAAAAUCCGUAUGGUGACAUCACUGCUUGGGGUCCGACGACUUGGAGAGGCAGGCAAAGGUGAAUUCUACUUACCUGAACUUCUCCUUUGCGAGCACCGCCAUCCUUUUCUGUCAUAAGCAAGAGUACAGCAGUGAGCUCUAGGUAAGGAUCUCUCAAGACCGCAGAGUCCUCCUUAGUCAAUUUCCCUGCAGCCGUCACUGGUGAUGGCUGGGGGAUUAAAAUGUCUUGGUGGCGGUAGCUUUGCCCAGUGUCAAGAAGUGUCAAGCGCAGGAAGAAUACUGCGACAAAGUGCAUCUUUUGAAUAGUUUGGCAUUUCAGUACGAAUAUUUCAUCAAGAUUUUAUCUUUGUGACCUACAGUGUUUGGUCUUUUAAUGUAAAUAUUGACAACCCGUUCUGUUUUUCCUUCCUUUUGUGGUAAACUUUUGACCCAAUAAAAACAUCCCCUUUGUGUUAUUUCUGCAGGCAGGUGUCCAUUGAGGAAGGGGAGAGGAAAGCAAAGGAACUGAAUGUAAUGUUUAUUGAAACUAGUGCAAAAGCCGGUUACAAUGUAAAACAGGUGAGUGAUUGCAUUGAUCUAGUAAUAUUGCUCUGUUGUGCAGCUGGAACAUGUUUACUACCUAAACAAUGGUCUAAUUCAGUGUUAGAAUGUCUUGUCUUCCUGCAUGCUGAAUAGGAUUCUAAUCAGGAAUUCCAUCCCUCUGAUAAGGUGGGAAUUGUAGCCCAUAACCAAGAAAUCUAUGCUAUUGUCGGUUAGGUCCCAUAACCAAUUGCACUACUUCUCGCAUGUAACGUGACCCCAUAGUGCAGAGAUGGUAACAUUAGUACAGCAGAUAUUGGUAGAUUACUUUUGUCAUCAUAAACAGCAAACCGUUAAUAUGAGAUGUGUCCAGGUUAUCCAUCACAAUCGAACAAAGAACGGCCUUACACGGUCCAGAGUGAGAUAAAAUAUUCCAUUUUUAAUAGGGCACUAAUGCUCUUAAAAUAGGCCUUAAGGUUUGAAUAGUUUCUCUCACUACUGCCCGUUUAUGGAUUCUGCUUGGAGGGGGGUUCGCUGUUUCCCCCCAGGAUGGGGCUCCGGUUUAUUUAUAUUGCACUUCUACCCUGAGUGCAGCAUCCAUUUUACACAUUUUAGGCUAGCCAUCAAUGCUUUAGUUUGUUUGGAUAUGAAUACCUGCGACUUUACCUCCUUUUGGUUUUAGGUAACUGUGAUGUUAUCCCAUUUCCCUUGCUGCCCUCAUUACAGUUUAUUGCCUUCUUCAAUAUCAACAUUUGUGGUUUUUGUGUUUCUCCAGCUCUUCCGACGUGUGGCGGCUGCCUUGCCAGGCAUGGAAAGCUCACAGGAUAAAAGCAGAGAAGACAGUAUCCUUUCCAAGACUCUCUCUAUUUUACUCCUAUUUUGCUAUUAUCAUUUUUGAAGACCAUAUAAAAAAAAAUGAUAAUAUAGAGGCCUUAUAGUAUAUGGGACAAGAUCAACACCACAUAAAAUAUCUGUCAAACAUUUUGCUGUCCAUUUAAAGCCACCCUACUGCUUUCCGUUAAUGUGGAUCAGUCACUGGGAAAUGUGAGGACCGCGAGGCCCACUUCAAGUAAAUUAAAAUCUAACUAGUGGAGAUGGUAGCUGCCAUUUACAUCCAGGAAUAUGCUGUGGUGUGUGCAUGCAUCCGGCUGCUCAAACAGUAACCAGUUUUGCCAGGCAUUGCUGGCAGUUUUUUUCAGUAUUAUGUAUAGGUUAAAGAGACACUAUAGUCACCAGAACAACUACAGCUUAAUGGGGGGCAAGCCACCUAAAUGGUGGGUUAAACAUUAUAGGUUAUGUUUGUGUUCCUGACUCUAUACUGUUUCUUUAACCCUUUCCCGACCAAGGCCGUAUCGAGUACGUCCAAAAAACAAACAAAAAAAAACUCUAAUGGUAUUGCAGGGAUGCCUCGAUGUUGAGGCAUCACUGAAAUACCCCUCUCACUGCCUGGCUGCCAGAGAACACUGGGUGAUUGCUCCCUCUAGAGCAAACACUUCCGGGUUGCUCUAAAGGGAGCCCGGCAGUGAGGCAGAGCAUCGGAAGCCAUCAGGCAGGCUUCUGAUGCUCUGCCUGUACUGAGUGCCUCAAGGGGUCAAGGCACUCGGUAAAUAUGAAAAAUAAAAAAUGAAAUUAAAAAAUAUGGCCCCAAUAGGUGUCCACAGUGCUGCCAGCAAGGGACUGCCUGAAAUGACAGGUUAUAAAAUAAACUAAAGUUAAUAAAUGUUAAAAAUGUAAAAUAUAUAUGUAAUUUUAUUCUAACCGUAUUUUGAUAUUAAUAUAUAUUUUUAUAUCAACAUACACUUAGAAUGAAAAUAUAUAUAUAUUAAAAUAUUACGAAAUAUACAAAUGUCCAUAUGUAUAAUUACAUAAAUAUAAUAAAAUACGAAAUAUACAUAUGUCCAUAUGUAUAAUUACAUAAAUAAUUUCUUAAAUAUACACGUAGACUUCAAAUAUAUAAAUAUGUGUAUAUAUUUAAAUUCUACAUGCAUAUUUAUGAAAUAUUUUUACAUAAUUAAGUAAUUUUAUUGAUUGCAAUUUGGGGGACUGGCCUGACAACCCAGACAGAAAGUCCAGAGAAUUUAAUUUGCUAUCACUAUAUUUAACCCUGUAACUUUCCAAGACACCCUAAAACCUGUACAUGAGGGGUACUGGUUUUUUGCUUUGUUUUUUAAUUUUUUUUAAAUUUUUUUUUUUUUACAAUUCUUUAUUUUUGUUGUGCACGCAUUAACAACAUGCUUGGAUAGCCACGACAGCUAUAGCAAGCUUAUUAGCAAUAAAGUAUAACAAUAGCAUGGCAUUUCGAGUAAUGGCACAAUUUUUAAAAUGGUAAAGAUAAUUCGCAGAGUCUAACAAAUAGAGUGGGGGGUACUGUUUUAUUCAGUAGAUUUUGCUGAACACAAAUAUUAGUGUUUCAAAAUAUUAAAACAUAUCGCAGCGAUGAUAUUGUCAGUGAAAGUGAAGUUUUUUGCAUUUUUCACACACAAACUGCACUUUGAUGAUAUCAUUGUUGUAAUACGUUUUACUGUUUUGAAACACUAAUAUUUGAGUUCAGUGAAGUCUCCUGAGUAUAACAGUACCCCCCAUGCAAAGGUAUUAUAGUGUUUUUGAAAGUUAGAGUCAAAUAUAAGGCUGUUUUUUGGGGGGUUUUUUCACAUAAAAAUUUGCCAGAUUGGUUAUGUCGCCUUUGACAUAACUCAGGAAUGAGAAUUACCCUAAUGAUGGCAUACCAUUUGCAAAAGAAGACAAUCCAAGGUAUUGCAAAUGGGGUAUGUUCAGUCUUCUUUAGUAGCCACUUAGUCAAACACUGGCCAAAAUUAACAUUCAUAAUUGUUUUUUGCAUUUUUAACACCCAAACAAAUAUAAAGGCUAACUUUGGCCAGUGUUUGUGACUAAGUGGCUACUAAAAAAAGACUGGACAUAAGGUAAAUUACCUUGGCCGGUUUCAAAAAUGUCCCAAAUAGGACAUGGGUGCAUGAUGACAAGCUGUAAAAAUUCCAAGUUGGAAAACUGGAAUGCGCACCCUCCAAAUAAGGUCUUUUAGCCCCCAGAGAACCCGGCACACCUAUAUAUGGGUGGUAUCCCUGUACUCAGGAGAUGUUGCUGAACAAAUAUUGGGGUAUUCUUUGGCAGUAACUCUUAAAGUUCUCAGUACAUGUAUUCUUAAAUUGCUAUGUGUGUAAAAAAAAAAACUAUUAUUUUUAUUUAAAAUUUGGCAUAGAUUGGUGGUAAAAUGGUUGCAUGGAAAGAGUGAAAAAUGUAAUGUUUAUUACCUUAGGUUGUCUUCUUUUAAAAAAUAUAUACAUGUAAAGAGUUAUUCAGGGAUUACUGACAGAUAUCAGUGUUACAAUGUAACUUACGUUCAUUUUGAAAUAAAAAUGGUUUGAAAAUAGCCAAGUGCUACUUGUACUUAUAGCCCUAUAACUUUCCCCAAAAAAGCUAAGAACAUGUUUACAUUGGACAUUUCUAAACUAAUUUAGAAACUAUUUAGCACGGGUGUUUUUUGCCGGUAACAGAUUUUUGGGGUCAAAGUUAAAAAAGGUGUGUUUUUGGGUUGGUUUUUUUACACCAUUUUUUUUUUCAUCAUAUCUUAUAACUUUUUUUUUUUUUAAUUCUUUAUUUUUGUAAGUGCAAAAGUAGGUACAUUUGUCAAGAUGGCCACAUAAGAUUACAGUAGUAGGCAAAUAAAGACAAUUCUGGUGACAUAUUUGUUAUGCAUUGCACUUUGUUUUUGUUUGAAUGAGAAAUUCACGAUUCGACCAAAAAGAUUUGACAAAGGAAAUUUACCAAUAAGAGAACAAAACAGGCAUAUCAAAGUGACGCCAGGACAGGCGUAGCUUAAUAGGCAGAAACAUGUCCUAGCUUUGCGCAACAUCAUAUUAUGGUGUGCAUGGAUAUAAAGCGCAUGUGGGCUCGCUAUGUCCCAACGGUGUUGACCAGCUUGAUAUCUAAUGUUUAUUAACAAUUAGUCAGCAUGUUAAAAGUGUAGCUCAUGGUUAUAUUGUAACGUUAUAGGUUAUAGGUUGUGAGCGUAUGGGCGCUGUAAAAGGAUUGUGCUUGUGUUAUACUGUUUGGAACUAAAUAUAUCUAAAUGAGUGGGGGUGAGUGGGGCCUCUCUCGAAGCUCCUGCCAGACAUGUCGAAAGGGCACUGUUCGUGCGUGAUUGGGCUAAGAGCCUUAUAAAGUAGGCUGGGGCGUUAGUGAGUGCAGGCUGAGGUUUUAUUAAGUGCCAGCUGGGGCGUUAUUGUGGAUGCUACUGUAUGACCACGUUCGAAAGUUUUUAUGGGAAAACAUGGUAGUGAUUUGUGAUGUAGUGUUGUCUAGAAGGUUUAUGCCGUGCUUAAGGUGGUAGGUCAGGAAGUUAAGCAUAAAUUUUAAGCGGCCUCUGCCUAAUUUAGUUGUUUAGGUACGUGUUGUAGAUAUGGGUGUCUAUAUAGGUGUGGUAAACCUGUAGUAUGAGUCAGCAUCAAUAAACAACAACCAAAAAAAAAAAAACCCCAACAAACACCCCACUUAGAAAAAUAAAAAUGCGAGCAGACAGUCUCGGUUACUCUCGCUGUGGAUGGGUGUUUUUGUCUGUUGGGCAGUGGGCCAGGUUGUUGCCCUGUUAAGGAAAAAAGAGGGAAAGCGUCCCGAUAGUGUUUGUUCUGUUUCAGGUUGUGGGAGCCGCACAUGGUCCUGUUGGGGGCUGUCGUGGCACAAAGAUUGGCGCGUCAACUGCACCCCUCCCUGGUCUGCUUGUAGUUCCAGCCGGUGGGUUAGCGGUGUCCGGUGCCGUCAGUGGCAGCUGCAUGUCUUCCAGUGUCCUUGUGGCCUCUUGUAUGUUCCGCACCACUAGAGGGCCGCUUGCGCCCUCGAUGUGUAGUGCGCGCCCUGGACCCCAGCGGUACCUGAGUUGUUUCUGCCUCAAGACGGACGUAAGCUGUCUGAGGGAUCUUCUCCAGUUUAGCGUUCCGCUUGAGAGAUCUGCAUAAAACGACAGUCAUGUCCUCAAAAGUGUAGGUGGUUAGGCCCUUGGUGGCUCCUAGAACAGCCCUCUUGUCCCUCGCGCUUUGAAAUCGGAGGAUUAUGUCCCCUGUGGCAGCUGGUGGUGCUGUAGGUGGCCGUGGUAUGCGGAAGAUGUCGUCCAAUAUUAUGGAUUUGGCCACUUUCGGGGUAAAGAGCGCAGUCAGUAGCCGCCUAGCAUAAUGUGGGAGCUCGGCCUCGGGUACAGAGUCUGCGACCCCUCGUAGUUUUAGAUUGUUUUGCCGUCGCUUGUCCUCUUGUGUGGCCAGUUGCUGGUCAUGUAGUGCAGCCAGUUGUUUGAGGUCGUGUACCGUUGCUUUCAGCUCCACUAUCUGGCUGGUGUGGCUGCUUGAGGUGCAUUCCACAGUCCCGAGCCGCGCAGAGAGGCCUUUCAGAUCCUCCCUUAUCGUGGCCACUUCUGCAGAGAUUUUGCUGUGAUGAGAGGCCAUGAGUUCCCUGAUGGCCUCCAUGGUCACAGGUGUGGCAGCCACUGUAGGCACUCGAGGUCUGUCUGGCUGUAGUGGAGCGUUACUCGUCAUGCAGCUCCCUGCUUCUUCAUCGGACGUGCCAUCCGAGAAAUCAGAGCAGCCUCCGUACAGGGACGCCAUUGUUGCGCCGGCUGUCUCGUGGGCCUGCUUCCACAUGUCCCCUAUAUUCAUGCCCAGACGGGGCUUGUCGGGCUUUUGCUUCUUAGUUUUUCUGCCCAUGUGGAGCUGGUAAGCUGUGGGGCACUCCGGGGAGUGCUUGGGUCGGGUUCUGGUUGCGUCGAUUUAGCUCGAUUAGAGUCAGGAGCUCAGCCGCCAUGCGACCUUCCUCGUCCGUUGCUAGACUCCGCCCAUCUUAUAACUUUUUAAUAGUAAAUUAUUUGAUAUGAUAAAAAUAGGAUCUUUAGAAAGACCAUUUAAUGGCAAGAAAACUGUAUAUAAUAUGUGUGGGUAGGGUAAAUAAGUAAGAGAAAAAUGAUUGCUAAACACAAACACCACAGAAAUGUAAAAAGUUCUUAACGGUAAAUAAAUUGAAAAACUGUCUGGUAACUAUGGGGUUAAAGUUGCUCUGUUACUACAAGAUAAUUUCAAUAUUUUAUCCUCUUUACAAAAAAUACUUGUAUUGACUGAAUUCCAGCACAAUCCACAUCCAUCAUCCUCCAAAGUAGGGUUAUUGUUUGGACCUAAAACGGUAUUGGGAAGGUGUUCCUUAGGAUAAAUGUGAUAUAAACAGUUUUCUCUUUUGUAGCAGGAUAUUGCACUAAUGUAAGGCUGGGCCAUACACUCAGACCAAAAGCCUUCACCCAGCAUCCCAUAACUCAUAUAGUCCUGUUAUUCCAAACCAGCCUUCUUUCAAUUUCAAAUCUGUCUGUGCUAUUCCUUAACACUUAUUUACAGUGAUUGACAUCAAAUUGGAAAAGCCUCAAGAAGCACCAGUCAAUGAAGGGGGCUGCUCGUGUUAACACCAUCCUCCCCUUCUACAGGACAUCACUGAAGACUGCCCCAGAUCCCCCUCUCCGUAUUAACUCUUUAACAGCUGUGUGAAUAUCAGCUUGACCCUCAUACAUCCCUCCCUUUCAUCGCCCGUCUCGCACCCCUCCAUCGCUGGCUGUUUUGUGGCCCUAUGAACAAUCAGCUUCACAGGCUCAUUAAUAUACACACAUACGUUAUACAGUGUCUUCAUUAUUUAAGUGGCACAGAUAUAGUUUAAAACUAUUUUGCCUGUUUUUGUUCCAUCUUAAAGCUACAGUUCACAUCUGGUGGGGACCUUCCACUUGCGUCUACAUGUGAUUAGUACGAUGAUGCAAAGAUGUCUCUUAAUGCUAUCUGUAACAUUUUGGGCAGUUUGGGGAGGGGUACAUUGUAUGGAGCAUGGUUUAAUUAAUGUGCUCAAUAGUUUGUUUUUUUUAUUGCCGAUUUUGACAGAUGACCACGAAGGGUCUGUAGAGAUUAAUAUUUGGGUUUAGUAGGCACCAUAAGAAACAAAAAAUUAAGUUGUGGUCAUACUCCUUACUGUUUUAUAUUGCAGCAUGUUCAUGUUUGCAGAGUGUGAACUGCUGCUUUAAAUAGUAAUCAUUUUAUUAACUUUUUUUUAUUUUAAAUAAAGUAUAAAUAAUGCACUUUGUAAUAUUGCAGAGUAGAAUCACUAACCAGAGUUCUUUUUCAGUGUUUGGUGAAAUAUUGGCGCUUUCCAAUUUACACUUACUGUAUGUGAGCAUUACUUUGGUCACGGUUUUCCCUCCUUUAAUAAUUUCAGCAUGGAGUCAAUGAAUCUUUCUGUUAGAUGAGAUGGUUUGCAAACCAACACACCGGCGUGGGCAUGGUCUCAAUCACCAGUCCGCAAAACACACUAACAACCGUUUUUAAAUCGCAGCAUUGUAAUAUAUUCAGCUGUGUCUGAAAGCCAGCUCUAUACAUUGUUUCUGUCUGUGACCUAGAUUGCAAAUGAUGAUUAAAACAAAAUCUUUCAUGGUAUUAAAGGAAAUCCCAACCAGUUUUGCCUAAAUUUCUAUUCUUCAUCCCAGCUACUUUCGUUAAAUAAGAAAUUAGCAUGUUUGCCAUGAUCCUUGGGAGGCAAUGUCACACAUGUAAAUAGAGUUGUACGUCACUGGACACACUCUGCCACUACAUUUGGAGGAACCUCCUAGCAAUCUGUCAUCGAAUUCAUAUUUGACUUUUAAAUGGAAUGUGUUUUAAUUAAUGAAACUACAAGCAUGUACAUCAUUUUUACACUAUCUGCUAUAUAUACUGUGUGGCAAAAGGGAAGGUGUGCUAAAAAGAGGGAGGCAAGCAAUUUGGUGGUGAUGGACAACUAUUAAGUUAACUGGGGCUAUUGCACAGAAUUAAUCUGUUUAAGUAGAUUGGAAUGCUUUGACAAAAGUACGGUGCUUCAGGGGAUCAAUAAUGCCUUCGUUUGAUAAUUGUACUGUUUUUAUGUCGAUUUGUUCCAUAUUUAUUUUGUAGUAUGUAUUUUCUACAAAUUGACAUCAUUUCUCUUCUGUAGAUCGGAUUUUUUUUUGGGGGGGGGCGGGGGGGGGGGGUGUAAACCUCUUCCCUAUCACCACCCUCCAUACAUAACAUUUAAUGCCCAUAGUCUACUUGCCCUAGAAGUCUCGAUUAAGUCUAAAUAUUGCAUGUAGUUUAAAUAUUGAGUUUUAAAAUGAUUUGCAUGUGUAUUUUUUUUUUUCUUUUUCUAUUCUCAAUUAUGUUAUCAAUUUUAGGAAAAGAGAUAACAAUAAAUACAGAUCAUAUAGUUAUGCAUCUGUAUAUGUCAUUACUGACAGUUGUGUGGCCUAAUGUUUGCAGAAUUCCUGAUCUUUAUCUGAAAUUAGUCAUAAAACAAGACUUUCUGACCCUCAAAUCAUUUCUGGGGACAGGGCUGUGCAGGGAAGUAUGAGCCUGAUGAGCUACAAACUAUAACGAUCUUCCCAUAAGACAUGCUGCUGUCAGUGUGCUCUAUGCAGGAGCAAGUAUAUAUUGGGUUAGGAUGAGAGCCAUUAACAUAGGGGGUUGGGGGUGGGAGAGAGUAUGUCAACAAACGUUUACUGUACUACAUAGUAAAUACCUGCUUGUUACUAUUACAUGAGUCUGUCAUGUCUGUCCAUAUUAAAAUUAUACUGCGGUUUCAAUAAAGAACUAUUAUGGGACAAAAGUGCUAAAACUAUUUUUAGAUUACUUUCCCAUCCUUUUAUUAUAAACAAAUACAAUAUAGAGAUUUCUGUAGUCUAGUGCUAAGCAGUCUCCUUGCUGGAACCGCUCCUCCCUCUGUGAGAUCACCCAUCCGGAUGGGUUGGGGACCCAGUGGGUGUGUGUAGCAGUCACCAUGCUCGGCCAAUCAAGUUCUUCUCAUCGAGGAUCAUUGCAUUUUACAUCGCUUAGGAAUUUGCUGGCGCUAUAUAAAUAGUAAAAUAAUUGCAUUGCUGACUGUGAAGGCUUUCUAUUGUGGAAAGUCGUAAUAAGGGAGUGCCUCUACUGGCUGUCUGACGUUCUUAGUGAUAAAAGUAAACAUGCACAUCCUAUACUAGAACGUGUCACCAUACUGGGUAGCAUGGUGCCUAUUUAAAUGGUCCAACUGUCUACAAUAGCAUAGUGGACUUGAUCACCUGUCGCAGCCUGAAGUUUAAAAUGUUUAUUAGUUCUACCAACCAUCUAGAUUACUGAUUGUGAGCACUUUAGAUGCUGCGUCCAAACUGCAUGAAUUAUUUUAGUUCAAUAAUUAUAAAUAUGUAUCUAUCACAAUAUCACACAGUGAUCGACAGUAGUACAGCUUGACAUACAUUGCUCUUCUCAAACUAUUUAGAUUAGAUAUGGGGUUACCAAUUAAAUUUUCCUGUGGAACCCUUAGACAUAGUGUAUCAACGUUGUGGAACCUGGGGGGGGUGACGUCUCUUAUAUGUCAAGUUGUGUAUAUCCGUGCUUGUAUUUGCCUGUGUGUGUGUAUGUGUAUAUCUGACACACAGAUACACACACCUUUACAGACAGUGUGUCAAAGUGUGUAUCUGACACACAUAAACACACACAGAUAGUGGCACACACUGAUAGAUUCACACACCUUGACACACUGUAUCGGUGUGUAUCUGACACACAUCUUGACUCACAAAUACACGCACUGACACACUCAAAUACAUACAUACUGACACAUACAAUGUCACUGACAAACACAUGUACUCUUUUAGACAUACAAACACAUAAAAACUGCCUAACAGACACACAAUUUUUAUUUAUUUUUUAAUUUUUCAUCCACCCAGCCCUCCCCACCACCACCUUUAUGAGUGCAGGCAUGGGGUCCAGUGGGGCUGCUGACGUGCGGGCGGCGAGGGAGCAGUGAUCUCCCUGCUCAGCUACCUCGCGUGCCUCGGAGUAAUGUCAUAUUCCGGCUUCAGCAUCAUUACUGUGCACGCGAGGGAGCUGAGCAGGGAGAUCACUGCUCCCUCGCCACCCGCGGCCAUUUCACUUUUUAAACUUUUGUCGGAACCCCAAUUGGUGUGGGUUCCACGGAACACCAAAUGGGAAACGCUGGAUUAGAAGAACAAAAUUGUAGUAUUAUUCCACAGUGACCUCCUGUCCAAGAAAUCCACAGCCCUGCUGUAAUUCAUGUGUGAAAAUAUUACUGCAACAAAUAUUGGAAUGAUGCAUGGAGGGUGUUGGCACCCUAUCUGAAUUAAUUUGUGAAUUUUGUUUUUAAUACAACAUGGUGUUAUUAGUUUAAUUUUAUAUAAUGGGUUAAUAGACUUUCCCAAUAACACAUAGGUGCAAAAGCAUAUGGAAACGAAAUUACAUAAAUGAAAAUCACCUGUAAUGUGUGUUCACCUUUUCUUCUGUGGUGGUGUGUUUUUUUUGUUUGUUUUUUUAAUACAUUGGGGAUUUGGUGAGUGACCUAAUCUGAUGCAGUCCAGGCACAGCCAGGAUGUGCAAUGCAAAUGAGGAAGAAAACAAUGUCAUGAGCGCACCCUACUUAGAGUGUGCGUGACGUAGUUGUGGUGGUUCACUAUAUGCACUAGACCGGAAAUAAUGAUUAAAACCCACUUAACACCACUCACACUUAACCAUAAUAAUAUAAAUAUUACUAUUUUAAGGCUGCCACCACCACCCCGACAAUUUAUAAAUGGGGUUCCUUGGUCCCCCAGGUAACUUAAAAAUAAAAUCCCACCAAAUACAACUUAGCACAGUAUCUAUGUAAUUUUAAAAAAAACUCUAAUUAGUCUCUUCAGGUAACGUGAUUCUUUACCAGACAAAGGCAGAACUUAAUAAAGGAAUAUUUAUUAUGAGGAAAAAAGUAAGUGCCUACAAAAAUAUAGAUGACAAUCAAAUUAAUUACACCACCAACGGAUAAAAACAAAAGGGAUAAAAUAACAGAAGUCCUAAUCACUUACUCAGCUUUUCAAAGUAAAACUUCUGCUGUGGGGGUCUCUAGUAAGGUAGAUGGUGACUCACUCUGAAUUAGACUGGCCCCUAAGCAAGUACAAACACAUUUCAGAAUCAUUAGAUAUAUACCCUGUAGGUUACCAAGCCUUGGCUAGAGGUGGAGAUAAAGCGGACCUAAAGAACAAUAAGUGACCACCCCUUUGUGCUCCAGACCAGCAUUAAUCCAAAUGGAAACAUUUAGUUCUAUCUCCUCUUAUGUGCUUACCACAGAAAUAAGAAUAGCAUCUAUGAAUUUACAAUUUUCCUGUUCCAUAGAUAUGUCACACUCCUUACUUGUGACUCAAUAUAGCUGAUAUCACAAUUCCUUCCAAUGUGGGUAAGUCAAAUCAUGUUUAGGCUAGAUUAGAAGAUUGUGCUUGUCCCAUUCUAAAUAUAAUAAAAAUGAGGCUUUUAAAGGUCCACUAUAGACACCCAGACUACUUCAGCUCAAUGAAGUAGUCUGGGUGCCAGGUCCCUCUAGUUUUAACCCUGCAGCUGAAAACAUCAGUUUCAGAGAAAAUCACAGUGAGAAGACGCUGACGUCCAUAGGAAAGCAUUGAGUAAUGCUUUCCUAUGGGCGGUUUGAAUGCGCGGCUUUUGCCACGCAUGCGCAUUCUUCGCUGAUGUCGGCAGAAGGGGGAUGAGUUCCCCAGCGCCAAGGGAGCCUGGCGCUGGAGAAAGGUAAGUUGCCGAAGGGGUUUUAACCCCUUCAGCCCAGCGGGAGGGGGGCUCUAAGGACUACAUAGUGCCAGGAAAAUUAGUUUGUUUUCCUGGCACUGUAGUGCUCCUUUAAUUAUUAUUCUGUGGGUAAGUAAGAAACUAAAUAUUAAACAGAGAAAAAAGAGGAAACCGCGCCCGUAUUGUGAUACAUAAAUACGUACUCAAGUCCUUAUGGCCAUACACUUGCAAUGAUGUACCUCAAAAAGAAAAAAAGAGAUAUACAAAUAAUAGUGUAGCACUGUUAGUAUUCCGUAAGUGAACAAGAAGUAGAUAGAUGUACACUCACAUGUGACAGAGCUAGAAACAGAGCUUUACUGUUCAUGCGCAUAGACGGAACAAUCCCCGUCUUAGGAUAAAUGUAAAGUGGUCCACGUCUUGAAGGUCUCAAAUAAAGAACAUACAGAUAGACAGGGGAAUCCACAUAGUGUAAUAUGUAUUAAAAUCACUUAAGAUAAUGAAUAAGAUGUAAAGUAUCGUACUCACAUUUGCUACAGGUGAAACGCGUAAAGUGGAUUUUUUAUGGACUUUCUCAUUGAGUGUUUCUCAUUUGUUUUUAUUACUUUUUAUGUAUAAUAAACAGUUAUUAUUUUAUAUAUAUUUUUAUCACUCUGAGACAUCCAUUACUAUAUACAUUUGAUGUAGAAUUAUUAAAAUCUUUAUUAGAACCUGUAUUGAAUUAUUGUACUAACUCCAUUUUAAUCUCACACUAUGACAGAAUUCUCCAUUUUUGUUCACCUUACAUGACAGAAUUUCCUGACAGUAUUCAGUAUAAUGAAUAAGAGAUUGUAUUUUCUCUCUCUAAGGACAUAACUAGCCCCGGAGUUAGCGGAUCUCCGUUGACUUGCAACAUAGUAUAAUCCAAGGCCAGGAGAACAGCGACUAAAUGAAAUGUUCUAUUCAUAAAAGAACCUUGGAACAGAC
Molecule: messenger RNA, 51054 nt
Organism: Pelobates cultripes (western spadefoot toad)
Lineage: Eukaryota; Metazoa; Chordata; Amphibia; Anura; Pelobatidae
Source: the annotation of a GenBank genome assembly